This is a messenger RNA of Pelobates cultripes (western spadefoot toad), 69246 nucleotides long. The record is from the annotation of a GenBank genome assembly. NCBI's taxonomy places the organism in Eukaryota, Metazoa, Chordata, Amphibia, Anura, Pelobatidae.
GCAGAGAGAGCUAAAAGGCAAGCGUACAAGCUGUGGGUGUGAUAUUGAAUGAGAAUCGCCUAAUGUUAGUGGUGUUUUAAUACUUUUUUUUUUUUUUACUUUUAGACCUAAGAAUUUUAAGCACGUGAUUUAAAUUUUUAUUUAUUUAUUUAUUUAUUUAUUUGUAGCUUUUAAAUCUUAUGUUAUACAUUUUUUUUUCUUCUCAAGGUUAUUAUGAGUUCACUGUUUCAUCGAAACAUGCACAGACGACCACCUGAAGAAGAUAGCGAUUUGUCCACCGACGAAGAUCCACUUUUCCAACAAGAUCUCAGUGGCCAAACUAGAAUAAACGUAAGGUUUUUUUUAUAUACUUUUUUUCGUGGUCUGUCGUAUACACACAAAAAAAACAAAAAAACGAAUAACACUAAAUGCGGAUUUGAUGUCUAGAUUCUUGGCUACAUCCGCCACACAGCCUCCACCCUUAUCUUUUUCGAUUAGUUAUUAGUCAUCUGAGCAGAUUCCAGAUGUUCCGAGGGUUUUACUAAUUUGGAAAAACACACUUCGGAAUCAUCUGAACAACUCUUGCUAAAAUGAUGUCUGAAAAUAGCAGGUCUGUGAAUCCACUCAAUAAGUAGAUGCUUCAGUAACUCUGCAAAGUGAAUUAGCAGAGAUCAAGAUAAUUCCAUUUGACAGAAAAGGUCUUUGAAUAGCCUUAACCUUGUCGUUUUUUGCAAAAUGUAAUCUACAAUAAACGUAAUUGUUGGUAUAUGCCAUGAAACGCCACUGGCCGAAGGGCAUUGCACAGCCCCGCAGUUGUCCAGUUAAAAAUCCUGAAUUAAUAAGUUGUUGGGGUUUUUUUGUUUGUUUUGUUUUGUUUAUUCCAAACGGUUUUAUGUAAAGAUGAUUUAUAUUGUUUAUUUAAAGUUAUUCACUAAAGCGAGAAUUGUUGUGAAUUCAAAUUGACGUUAAAGUGAGUUUCAAAUUUAAGAAGGUGAAUUGGAAGCAUAGUUAACUUGGAGAAUUGUUUCCAAUUCAUCUCCUUAAAAGCAGACACCCGAACUCUCCCGGCCGCUCUGGGAGUCUCACGCAUUUUCAAUGCGGCUCCCUGACACUGCAUACGGAAUAUCCCGGAAAUCACACAAUCUAACAUACAAUGUAUUUCAGAUUGUGUGUGUGAAAAUUCCCUGAUAUUAUAUAUAAUUUGCAGUUAACCAAUAAUACUCGCUUAACAGGGGCUCGGUCGGGUGCUGCAGCCCUGUUCAAGCACAACCGGGCCCCUGUAGUAUCAGCCGGCUGGGAGGAAGUGACACUGAGUGCCACGCGGGAAGAAUGGAGGGAGAAGGAGGCUGGAGGCAGUGGUGGUACAGACAGCAUGGAGGCAGUGGAGAGGCUGGAGUGAGCUGCAGUGUGCUCACUCCCAUCAGCCUCAGCCACCACCACCAGGACCCCAAGCAAGCCACCAUCCUAGGAUACAAAAGAUAAUCUAAUAGAAAGGUGCAAUUAUAUAAAUAUGACAUGUAUGUGUUUUUGUGUGUCAGAGUGUGUGUGUGUGUGUGUGUGUAUGUUCGUAUCUAGGUUUGUGUGUGUGUGUGUGUGUGUUAGUGUGCAUAUCUUUGUUUGUCAGUGUGUAUCUGUGUGUCAGUGUGUCUAUUUACCAGUGUGUAGUUGUAUGUCAGUGUGUGUGUAUCUGCGUGUCAGUGUAUAUCUGAGAAUAUGUGUCUAUGUGCAUACAGUGUAUACCUAAGAAUGUGUGUGUAUCUGUGUGUCAAUAUGUAUCUGAGUGUUUAUGUGCCAAUGUGUGUAUCUGUGUGUAUGUGAGAGUGUUUAUCUGUAUGUCAGUGCGUGUCUGAGUGUAUGUGCCAGUGUUUCUCUGAGGGUGUUGGUCAGUGUGUAUAUGAGUGUGUGUAUGAGACAAAGUGUGUAUCUUUUGUUAGUGCUAGUUUGUGUAUCUUUGUGUUAGUGCCAGUGUGUGUAUCUGUGUGUCAGUGUGUAGUGUGAGUACAUGUAUCUGUGUGUCAAGGUGUUCAUACAUGUUUGGUGAUCUGCACUUCACAGCUGUCUUUAACCUUUUGGUAAGGAGAUUUAAUAUUUUUUUUUUACUCUCUAUUAAGCAGGCUCUCAGUUAUUCAUGUUACAGGCAAUAAUUAACCCCUUUGUAACAGAUGACGUGUCAGCAUUGUCAUGAUUUACCAGGCUCUGCCUAUAAAAUUUUAAUCCGCAUUUGUGAAUGUAGUAAAACGCCCAUUCCUUGAAACCAUGUAGGUUAUGUAUAAAAAUCUUUCCGUGAAGGAAGCCGUAUGUUGUCAGCAAAAUGAGUCCCUUUGCUUAUAUAUGAAAAUAAUUUGAUGUACAUUCCAGUCUGAUAGCAGCAAAAUAGCAAAGGGGUUUAAUUCUUGUUUUGUUAUUUUGCGAAAAGUUGUGUAUUUUAAAAAGUAAAGGCAUAAAAGUGUUCCGUUAGUUUGAUGAAUUUAUCCAACGCUCUAUGAAAGGGGUUAUCAACAUAUUCUUUGAAUAUAAAAGUCAUUAUGUUCUCAUGUACAAAGCCCAUUUAGACAUCUUGAUACGUAAUGGAGAGACUAGACUUGCACAUUCAGUUUCGGACGAAUUGGUAUGGCCGAAUUUUUGCAUUCGUCAUGUUGUCCGAAUUCUGUAAGUCUGAAACGCCACAUGACCUCAUAAUGAAGCAACUGAAACAGAGAAUGGAUGAGUAAAUUCAGUUAUUUGUGAUUUGUAAUUCUGCCUGUACAGGAUUGAUGAUUAUGUGUCAACCACUAAAUAAAAAAGAAAGAACGAAGGAACCAGGAAUCAGCUGGGCUGAAAACGUAAAAUUUUGUGUGUCAGAGUGUGUGUGUGUGUGUGUGUGUAUGUUCGUAUCUAGGUUUGUGUGUGUGUGUGUGUGUGUGUGUGUUAGUGUGCAUAUCUUUGUUUGUCAGUGUGUAUCUGUGUGUCAGUGUGUCUAUUUACCAGUGUGUAGUUGUAUGUCAGUGUGUGUGUAUCUGCGUGUCAGUGUAUAUCUGAGAAUAUGUGUCUAUGUGCAUACAGUGUAUACCUAAGAAUGUGUGUGUAUCUGUGUGUCAAUAUGUAUCUGAGUGUUUAUGUGCCAAUGUGUGUAUCUGUGUGUAUGUGAGAGUGUUUAUCUGUAUGUCAGUGCGUGUCUGAGUGUAUGUGCCAGUGUUUCUCUGAGGGUGUUGGUCAGUGUGUAUAUGAGUGUGUGUAUGAGACAAAGUGUGUAUCUUUUGUUAGUGCUAGUUUGUGUAUCUUUGUGUUAGUGCCAGUGUGUGUAUCUGUGUGUCAGUGUGUAGUGUGAGUACAUGUAUCUGUGUGUCAAGGUGUUCAUACAUUCGUCAUUUCGGCACUUCACAGCUGUCUUUAACCUUUUGGUAAGGAGAUUUAAUAUUUUUUUUUACUCUCUAUUAAGCAGGCUCUCAGUUAUUCAUGUUACAGGCAAUAAUUAACCCCUUUGUAACAGAUGACGUGUCAGCAUUGUCAUGAUUUACCAGGCUCUGCCUAUAAAAUUUUAAUCCGCAUUUGUGAAUGUAGUAAAACGCCCAUUCCUUGAAACCAUGUAGGUUAUGUAUAAAAAUCUUUCCGUGAAGGAAGCCGUAUGUUGUCAGCAAAAUGAGUCCCUUUGCUUAUAUAUGAAAAUAAUUUGAUGUACAUUCCAGUCUGAUAGCAGCAAAAUAGCAAAGGGGUUUAAUUCUUGUUUUGUUAUUUUGCGAAAAGUUGUGUAUUUUAAAAAGUAAAGGCAUAAAAGUGUUCCGUUAGUUUGAUGAAUUUAUCCAACGCUCUAUGAAAGGGGUUAUCAACAUAUUCUUUGAAUAUAAAAGUCAUUAUGUUCUCAUGUACAAAGCCCAUUUAGACAUCUUGAUACGUAAUGGAGAGACUAGACUUGCACAUUCAGUUUCGGACGAAUUGGUAUGGCCGAAUUUUUGCAUUCGUCAUGUUGUCCGAAUUCUGUAAGUCUGAAACGCCACAUGACCUCAUAAUGAAGCAACUGAAACAGAGAAUGGAUGAGUAAAUUCAGUUAUUUGUGAUUUGUAAUUCUGCCUGUACAGGAUUGAUGAUUAUGUGUCAACCACUAAAUAAAAAAGAAAGAACGAAGGAACCAGGAAUCAGCUGGGCUGAAAACGUAAAAUUUACAACCGAAUGAUCAAAAAUAACUGAAUGCUCAGAAUCAAGAAUACUGACCGAAUGUGGAUGGAAUGUGAAUGUUAUAAUACGAUUCUAUUCAGUCGGAAUUGGCUUCAUUAGAAGGGCGCUGAAAUAAGCCUUUCGUUGUACUUCAAAAUAUAUAUAUAUAUAUAUAUAUAUAUAUAUACAUAUAUUGAAAUAUUAGAUAAUUAUUUUGAAGGGCACUGAUAGACACCCGUUUUUCUCUCAUUUGGUUCAUCUGAAAUGUUCUGCCAAAUUGUUUCCCUGGACCAGCCUAACCACCGCGUAGACAAAAUUUGUUUGCCCAAAUUUAAAAAAAAAUAUGGCCAAGUAGAUCAUGCUUAGUGUUGGAGAUAACACUGUUAUUUACACUUAAAAUACUCAUAGCUAGUCUAUUUUAUUAUCAUAUUUUUAUUUUUCUCGAAAAGAGUCUAUUUUUUCUUUCUGCCCCACUCCUCCAGGUUAGCAAAGCAAAUCAUGAUUUCAGAGCAGUGUUUCUCAUCUAAAUAAUUCUCUGCCAUUUCUGUGACAUGUCUGAUUCAAUCAGAUAAUUUGAUCCAUGUGAGCACUGACAUUAUUCAGACAGCAUAGCUAGCCUGCACGAAUGCACUCCAACACAAGCACUAUUAAGAUUGGGUUCAACAUUCUAUCCAUGUGGGCAGAACGAGGAACUGGCUCUCUCUCCCAGAUAUGCCAUAUAGCACUGUACAUUAUUUAAUAAGAAUUCAGAAUUACAUGUUUGAUUCCUGUACCCAUUCAUUCAUUCAUUAAAGGAACACUAUAGUGUUUGGAAUAUGAAUAUGGCUGUUUAAUCCCCUCGCAUUCCUUGGAUUGCAGUGAAAAUGUGAGCUUUCUUACAUGUUCUCCAUUGCCGCACCGGUCUCUCCGUGGCUGGCCAAAGUUCUCUAUAGGGAACGUUUAGACACUGAAUGUAGGUGCUGCACAAUGUGACUAGAAAGCGCCUCUAGUGGCCGUCUGAGUGACUGCCACUACAGGUGUUACUAGGCAGCAAUGUAAACACUGCAGUUUCUCUGCAAAGGCAGUGUUUACAUUGAAAAACCAGCAUGGGCCGGCAGUAGACACCAGAACUACUGCAUUACGCUGUAGUGGUUCUGGUGACAAGGUGUCCCUUUAAAUGUUUUCUUUUUUUAUGGUUAUAAAUAUGAAAAGCAUCAGGUCCAUUCCCCUGCAGCGGACCUGAUCCUAUAACUCAGUAUCCAAUCAGUCUCACAUAAACGAUUCCAAGUCAGUUUUAAAUAUUACCAGGGUUACUUACUUAAGUGAGAAUUCAGAAUGAAUUUCAAAUUUAAUCUCAAAACAGCCAAAAUGCCUUUUUAAGUAAACGUAAUGUUCUGUUCUAACGUAUCAUUUUUGCAAUAUUCACUUUAGAAUGUAUCAAUGCUGUGGGUUUAUUUUGCAAUAAACGAGGAACAGAUUGCUUGCUUAUUUAAUGGAGUUAAGGUAUGUGCACUGCAGCCACUUUCCUUGCUGUAAUUCAGAGUCGCAUUGGCUGAAUCUUAAAACUUGAAUGUGACCUGGGAUAUGUAACUAAGAACUUAAAUACAACAUUACGGCAAUUAUUGCCUACAGACUAGAAAUGGUGCGUUUGACUUCUUGAUAUGCACCGCCACAUGCUGACAAUUCUGUAGGGAAGAUAUUGUUUUUUAAGAGUCUAGACAAUGCUUCAUGCUUCCAACUGGUUUAAUGUAGUAGGUGAAAAAGUGGCUUGUGUAUGGAUUACACCAGCGAUGCCCAAAAGGUAGAUCCCCUGAUGUUUAAAAACUACAGCUUGCAUGAUGCUUUGCCAUUCUAAAGGCUUGCAAAGCAUCAUGGGAGUUGUAGUUCUACAACAUUUGGAUCUACCUUUUGGGCACCCUUGGUUUACACUAUUGAGGUGGGUGCUGUAAGUAGAAAUAAAAGAAGUCGCUGGCAAAGCUUUGGAUUUGGCUCAGAAGAGCAGAGAGAUAAGAUUCUGGCGAGCUUUACUUGUGAAAAUGUAUAUCGUGGCAAUGUACUGCAAAGCCUAUAUCACGGCUGCCUCAUUUUGAUGGGAGUCAGACUUCUAUCCAAUAUUCUCCAAACCCUACAACCCUGCACCUAUCUCUGGCACUUCAGCUGCUUCGUAACAAAAAAAAAAGAAACAUUUGCCCCAUUUUUUGGCUACAGUUUCUGUAAGAAAUAAUGUUCAGAGCUCUGAAAUCCGAGAUAACGAGGCAAGUCAUAAUUUGCAUCACUAGUCAUCACUGCACUUUACGCCCCUUUAAAAACAAAAUAAUUGCUCAAUAUGUCCUUAUAAAAAGCACACGAUACCCUGUUAACAUGUGAUCAAUACUAACGUGAAAUACUUCGAAUCUCUGUUGCUAACGGUAGAAUUCUGUGUGGUUUUUCUGACAGACUCCUGAAAUUUUGUAAAAAUCCUUCUGAAAAAUCUGAUUUAUUGAAUUGACACCAAUUUUUCCAUGGACAUAGUUUUUUUAAUUCCACUCCUAAAAGUAAAACGGUGCACAAAGUUUACAUGGCAGGUCCGUUGAGUCUCUCUCUUACCCCGUUUGGAACAGUAAUUGACAAUAGGGAACAAAAAAAUACAUUAUGCAUGAUUAUAAUCACUUAACAGGCUGAGACAUUAAUAAUACUUAUUUAUGGUGCAGGUGUCUUGAUAUUAUGCAUAACAGAUCCUCUCAAAUAAUUAAUUUGUCACAUUUUAAAUGAUUUUAUUUUUUGAAGUCAAUCCCAAGCUUUUCAUGCAAAGUCAUUGAAGUGUGCAGAGUAAACUUGCUGAAAUGUAACUAUUAAACGAUCAUUUAAUAGUCUUUUUUAAAUUAAAUUUGAAUGGAUCAAAAUGUGAAUUUUCAUAUUGCAUCACAUUAAAGGGACACUCCACUGCCUAAAUAGAAAAUAAAUAAAAAUCACUGUUUAGUAGAUAUACCACACAUGAAAACAUGAACACGUAUUUAAUCAUGCAUUUGUUUCAUUGGAGUUAUGUCUAAAUACAGCUUGCAAAAAUUACAGAUCUAUUCUCUGCUGCCUCUGCAAGCCCUCUCCUUCUAGCCCCACCCAGACUUUCUGUUGCUGUCCAAUCACAGACUUCCCAAUGCAGCUCAAUGAGAAGUCUUUGCAAGGCAGGUGAUCUGGGCAAUUGCUGCCUCUUGAGUUCAGUGCAAAUAAGCUAAACAAACCAGGAAGUAACUGAACCUGCUCUCUGCUUGAAAAGCCGGGGGGUGUAACCAGUAUAAUUUAUAAAAGUGUCAAUUUCUGUUGAAAUCUGCACUGUUUCCAAAAUUAAAAAAAGGAGGACAGACUCAUCACACAUAAAGCUCUUCGGCAAACUAAAAUGCUUUAGGGGUCGGGAGUGUUCCUUCAACACUCACAUAUUGUAUAUAUCUAGGACAAAUGUCAUAUAGUCUUUAGCCUGUAUAACUAGCUUGUAAGCUUUCCUCAUUGGGUGCCCUGAUUGAAUUUGUGACAGAACCCAACCCUCAGUGGGAAUGUAUUAAAGGAGCACUCUAGCUACCAUAACAGCUUCAUUGGAAUUAUGCCAGGAGGUCCCUGGUUAUGUCUUACCUUUAAGGUUUAAAUCAUUCAAAGUUGGUGAAAUCCAAAGUCUGUUCUUCCGCUUUCAGAAGUUUGUCAUAAUGGAAUGUUCAGGUAGCAUCGGGAAGUGGCGCCACUGAUUGGCUAAGAACAAGUACAAUUCUAUUAAAGGAUCACUAGAGUGUCAGGAAAACAAACGUGUUUUCCUGACACUAUAUCAUCCUUAGGACCCCCUACCCUCAGGUUAAAACCUCAUCAGCCACUUACCUUUAUGCAGCGCCAGGCUCUUUUGGCGCUGGUGGCCUCUCCUCCCCCGCCGACAUAAGCUCCCGAGUGGAGCGGAAUGCGCAUGCGCGGCAAGAGUGGCAAUGCUUUCCUAUGGACGUUCUGCAUGCUGAAUACAAUUUUAGCAUCCAGCGUCACAGAAGCGCCUCUAGCAGCUGUCAGGAGGACUGCCACUAGAGGUUGGACUAACCCUGCAAUGUAAACAUAGCAGUUUCUCUGAAACUGCUAUGUUUACAUCUGAAGGGUUAAAACCUGGAGGACCUGGCACCCAGACCACUUCAUUGAGCUGAAGUGGUCUGGGUGACUAUUGUGUCCCUUUAAGUUAUUAUGGUGUGCAGAGUAUACCUUUAAGAGACAUUACAACAGGUAAUUGCUAUGAGUGUCUGCAAGGGUCUCACUCUUUGGGGAGUUAAAUAAAUGAAGCUUUGCUCAAGUGAUUCCAGGAGUCCUCUAUUUCUCAUACCAUCUUUGCAACAAGCCUCAUCCAUUGAACACUACAGCUUUAAGGCACGUUUCCCAUACCAUCUUUGCAACAAGCCUCUUCAAAUGAACGUUACAGCUUUAAGGCCCACUUCCAAUACCAUCUUUGCAACAAGUCAUCUUUGCAACAAGACUCAGCUCAACCCACCCAUCUGCCCACCCAGGUUCCCCCUAAAUUUAUAGCAUGCUCCUCCAGCUAUUUAAAAUUCUCACUCAAUUACCUCUUUUUUCCCUCUAUAUUCUACCAAAAGCUGCAACAGUCUGUUUACUUAUUUAGCCAUCACUUCCUAAUUUCUCCUGCUACCUCUUGUCUCACAUCCCCACGGUAUCCUUAGAUUGUAAGCUCAUGGGCUAUCUACCUAUGGACUUUGUAUAAAAGAGCUUAAAUGGCCAGAUCUCAACUUACGGGCAGGGCUCUCUCUACCUUUUGUAUUUGUCUGUGUAUAUUGUAUGUUCUCCACUAAUUGUACAGCGCUACGGAAUCUGUUGGCGCUUUAUAAAUACCAGUAAUAAAUAAUAAAUAAAACAUUAUUUUUUUUAUUUUAUUUUUUAUCUGGUCUUCAUUGUUUCUUAAAGGAACCCUAUUGUGUUAGGAAUACAUACAUGUAUAUGCUAUAGUUUUGUUCUACGUAUUAGGAUUCCCAGCUACCCCCAGAGUGGAGAAAUAAUUUGAACAAAAAUAAUGCAAAAAUGGGCCAAUCAGUGUACUGCAUAAUAUAUGCAUAAUGUAAUAUACAGGGAGUGCAGAAUUAUUAGGCAAGUUGUAUUUUUGAGGAUUAAUUUUAUUAUUGAACAACAACCAUGUUCUCAAUGAACCCAAAAAACUCAUUAAUAUCAAAGCUGAAUAUUUUUGGAAGUAGUUUUUAGUUUGUUUUUAGUUAUAGCUAUGUUAGGGGGAUAUCUGUGUGUGCAGGUGACUAUUACUGUGCAUAAUUAUUAGGCAACUUAACAAAAAACAAAUAUAUACCCAUUUCAAUUAUUUAUUAUUACCAGUGAAACCAAUAUAACAUCUCAACAUUCACAAAUAUACAUUUCUGACAUUCAAAAACAAAACAAAAACAAAUCAGUGACCAAUAUAGCCACCUUUCUUUGCAAGGACACUCAAAAGCCUGCCAUCCAUGGAUUCUGUCAGUGUUUUGAUCUGUUCACCAUCAACAUUGCGUGCAGCAGCAACCACAGCCUCCCAGACACUGUUCAGAGAGGUGUACUGUUUUCCCUCCUUGUAAAUCUCACAUUUGAUGAUGGACCACAGGUUCUCAAUGGGGUUCAGAUCAGGUGAACAAGGAGGCCAUGUCAUUAGAUUUUCUUCUUUUAUACCCUUUCUUGCCAGCCACGCUGUGGAGUACUUGGACGCGUGUGAUGGAGCAUUGUCCUGCAUGAAAAUCAUGUUUUUCUUGAAGGAUGCAGACUUCUUCCUGUACCACUGCUUGAAGAAGGUGUCUUCCAGGAACUGGCAGUAGGACUGGGAGUUGAGCUUGACUCCAUCCUCAACCCGAAAAGGCCCCACAAGCUCAUCUUUGAUGAUACCAGCCCAAACCAGUACUCCACCUCCACCUUGCUGGCGUCUGAGUCGGACUGGAGCUCUCUGCCCUUUACCAAUCCAGCCACGGGCCCAUCCAUCUGGCCCAUCAAGACUCACUCUCAUUUCAUCAGUCCAUAAAACCUUAGAAAAAUCAGUCUUGAGAUAUUUCUUGGCCCAGUCUUGACGUUUCAGCUUGUGUGUCUUGUUCAGUGGUGGUCGUCUUUCAGCCUUUCUUACCUUGGCCAUGUCUCUGAGUAUUGCACACCUUGUGCUUUUGGGCACUCCAGUGAUGUUGCAGCUCUGAAAUAUGGCCAAACUGGUGGCAAGUGGCAUCGUGGCAGCUGCACGCUUGACUUUUCUCAGUUCAUGGGCAGUUAUUUUGCGCCUUGGUUUUUCCACACGCUUCUUGCGACCCUGUUGACUAUUUUGAAUGAAACGCUUGAUUGUUCGAUGAUCACGCUUCAGAAGCUUUGCAAUUUUAAGAGUGCUGCAUCCCUCUGCAAGAUAUCUCACUAUUUUUGACUUUUCUGAGCCUGUCAAGUCCUUCUUUUGACCCAUUUUGCCAAAGGAAAGGAAGUUGCCUAAUAAUUAUGCACACCUGAUAUAGGGUGUUGAUGUCAUUAGACCACACCCCUUCUCAUUACAGAGAUGCACAUCACCUAAUAUGCUUAAUUGGUAGUAGGCUUUCGAGCCUAUACAGCUUGGAGUAAGACAACAUGCAUAAAGAGGAUGAUGUGGUCAAAAUACUCAUUUGCCUAAUAAUUCUGCACUCCCUGUAUAUAUAUAUAUAUUGCAGUACACUUUCCUGCCAUUUGGUUCACAGUUUAAAAAGUAACCGAUAAAGGGAAAAAGAGAAGUAAAACAAAUGUAAAAAUCAAUAAUUAAUUUAUUCUAUAUGUAUUAACAUAUAAACUUUUUUUUUUUAUACUGCUCUAUCUUUUUUUCCCUCAUUUGGCCACUUCUCACUUGAUCUAUGAAUAAAAUCGGCCAUUUUGUAAAUGGCCCUUAGGCAUCAAUCAUCUUUCUUUUUCUCAUCAACCAUUUUGUUAUUAUUGGCACCGAAGGUGGAAUCUAACAUCACAAAUCAAACAAAACAUGCUUUACCAUUGCAUAUUUUAGUUGGUUUGUGAUAGGGAUGUUCGGUUCGGGACUUUGGGAAUACGGGACUUUAGCAAUUCGGCAAUUCGGCACUUCAGUUCGGUUCGGCACUUCCGAAAUUCGGGACUUUGGCAAUUCAGCAAUUCGGGAAUAUGGCUAUUCACAAUUCGGGACUUCGGCACUUUGGGAUUUUGGGGAUACGUGACUUUGGCAAUUCACCAACCCUAACCCUACCCCCAACCCUAACCCUACGCUUAAUCCUACCCCUAUGUCCAAAUUGACGAUUUUGGACCGAACCCAAUUGCACAUGUCUAGUUUGUGAUUCAUGUAUAUUUAGGUCAGAGUUCAGUAAUUUGACUGUUCACCAGGUCGGCCCAAAUUCUGAAGCAUUGUAGUUUGGACAGAAAGACAAAUCUCCAAGUUUAUUCAUUUGUAUGCAUCCUUAAUUAUUGUUGAACCACCAUCAGACCACUAAGCUCUCAUGCUUCAAAUCGGACUAAAAGUAGUGAGAUUCAGAGCACAGAAGAGGUGUAUAUAUAUAUAUAUAUAUGCCAAUGUUCUCAGCAUAGGUGAGAGAUUAAUAGUAAUUGUCAUGUUUACAAUUGUAUAUAUAAAGUUUAAUGGGCAAUUAUUGCUUUCUGUAGGUCAAUUAAGGGCAAACUGGGUGUGACAAACCAUAAUCUUAUGGCAGGUGAUGCCAUUGUCUUUACAAAGAGAGUACAUGCUGUGUUUGUCGAUGUAUGCCAACGGCAUCACUCUUUUUAUUGCUUAGACAUCUUGUUCGUACAUUUGUAAAAUGGAAUCUCUUGACAUUGUGAGAGUAGUAGUUUCAUAACAAUCGGUGAUUGCUAUUUUAGAUGAUGAAGUAGCUGGAGGCACAAAACGACUUUUAUUACAAAUACAAGCAAUAAAAUGUGUGCAUGAAUUAUUUAUGGAGAAUCUCUUGCUGGUCCAAACCUCUUCUUUUGUUACGCUUACUUCAGGUAAUAAGGAAUAUCAACACCUAUGCGAGAACAAAGACUUUGGCCCAAGGAUUCCUUGACAUGGCUCUCUUCACUGCGAACGCUUCCCAAAUGAAACAUCUUCUGCAGCAGGGAUCGGACACCCAGUUUUAUUAUUUCCUGUUCUCUCUGCUGGUAUGUAUUCUUGGACAUCACACUGACCGCCAUUAGGAGAAUGCCUUGCUUUAAGGAACAAAAUUGCCUUAUUAAGCGUUAUGUUCAUUAAACAGUCACUUCUUCAGACACGAUCGUGAUCCUGUUAAGUUUUUGUAUGCAUCUAAUAGGUGUUCCAAUCAAGUUAAAUAAGUAGCCAUUUGAUUUUGACAUUAUUUAAAUUAACUUUUAAUAAUGUAUCCUCCACAUUGCAUUUUCGUUGUUUCCGCACCUCUGUACCCUAUUAAUUACGAGUAUCGGCCUAAUUUUUUCUGCUGGUGAUAAGAUGAAAAUUAAUAGACUUGUGCACAGGGAUGAUAUUCAGUUCUUUCAAAUUGAUUCCGUUUGGAUUUCCGCGAUUUUUCAGUUUUGAAAAAUUUCAGUUUAAAAAAAAUGAUUUUGGUUUGAAAAUUCAAUUCGGUGAAAAGAAGAAAACAAACAAAGAGAUUUUUUUUUUUUUUUUUAGAAAUACACUGACUCUACUGAAAUUUGAUUCUAGCUAUACCAAAUCACUAAGUCUAGAACGGAUUGUGUGCUUGCUUAUGAACAAUAGUUAAACGUGUACAUAGCUUAAAAUUUGAGUUUUACUCAAAUUCCUCAAAGUUUUCAAAUUUUAGUCAUUGCCAUUAUAUUUUAGUUUUAAGUAUAUUAAAAAUACAAAAAGGCAGUUUAGCGGUAGAAGAAAAUGCAAGUAUUAAACCUCAUUCUGAAAUACUUUUGCUUAUGUUAAAUAAAAUCUCAAAAGCUAAUUCCCAGACGAUCGUCAUUGGGAGUUUUCUCCAAUAAAAAUCAAAUUCCAGCCAAUUAAAACACAAAUUGCUAAAUUUAGGCUAACGUACCUGAUCUCGAACGUUUUGUAAUUUGGAUUUUAAUUCAGUACAAUCCAGAGUUUUGUAAAUAACAAUGAAUGUGUGUUUAGCAAACUACAUUCUGAAGAGCAGGGUUAGAACUAAAGCAGCAUUGUUUAAUUCUGAAUGAAGAACAUAUCUUAUAAAUAUCUAAAAAAUAUGUGUACUGAAAUGAGUCAAGGCCAGGCAUAAAAAAUAUGUGGGGUUUUAAGAAAGGAUAUGAAAAAAAAAAACAUUUUGAAAGGGAUCUUAGAAUAAUGCAAUAUCUACAAGUAAGGUUUCAUUUAAUUCAUGGAGGCGUUCUUCAUACAUCUACAGUGUUUGAUUUCCUUGUAUUGUUUACACUGUCUUUGUGUGUGUGUGUGUUAGGUUUGGUUUUACAUUUUAAAGGGAAACUGUUGCUACCCAGUAUUUUUAACGCUAUGUUUACAUAUUUCCUAUAUUUAACAAAUGUGAAUUUAUGAGGUGUAUAAAAUAAAAUCAAAUGCAGAAAUUCACACCCGUUUAUCCUACAAAUGGGCGCCUCCAUCUUAUCUCUCUGUCAAUCAUUGUUAGUAUAGAGGAAGCAUAGAGAGAUUAAGAGAAUUGAAACAAUGUUUCUACGUCCUGGCUUUGCCUUGCCUGAACUGGAUUGGUCAUUUGACACAUUUUUUAUAUGAAUUUGAGAAAACAAAUCAUGAAAAAAAACAGUUAACCCAAGAUAUAGGGGAUUUUCAAUGUUUUAUUAAAUAGUGUAAUUUUUUUUUUUUUUAAAUGAUGAUUGUCCUUUUAAUUAUAUCAAUAUAUAAUAUUCACAUUUUAUGGUAGUCUGACAGGGGUGCAAGAUGGUAUGACUGAUAUGAUACAGACAGACAAAGAUUAUCUAGGUAAACAGAGAGACAAGAGGGCAUCCCUAGAGCUCUCUUACUCAGAGAAUAUGAAUUCUCAGAGAAUGAUAGUGUGUCUGAUAGACUCUUUUGCAAACCAGACAUCUUUCAACUCGACAAAAAUUUAUUAGAAAAUAAGAAAUGGAAAACACUCUCAGUGAGCCACAACAUUGUUUUAAAGGAGCACUAUUUCAUUAUGAAUACAAAUGUGUAUUCCUAAUGUUUAUAUUGUCUACCACUACCUAUCGAGGGGUUAAAAACAUAAGAUUUACUGACCUUACAUCCUGAGUUGCGCUGGUCUCCAUGCUACAUGAUCGCAUCCGACUCAUCGGGAAGCAUGGCAGGCUAGUGCGCAUGCACAGCAAAACUCCACACUGCAUCAGUCAAAUGCUCUCGAAGAGUCUUUUGAGCUAGAACGGAGUUUAACUAAGUUAUGAAUGCGGAAGUGCCUCUCGUUGCUGUCAAGAAGACAAUCACUGGAGUUGUGCUAAACCUGUAAUUAAAAUGUUGCCAUUCCUGCAAAAUAGCAAUGUUUUCAGUUGCAGGGUUUAACAGACAGAGGCAUGGCAGUCAGACCACUUAAUUGAGAUAAAAUGAUCUGGACACCUAUAGAGACCCUUUAAAUAUAAAAUGGCAUAAUGACUACAAGGCAGCUAUAAAUGUCGAUCAGAAAAAGCUGAAUGGUAUAUUUGGGGGGGGGGGGAGGAGAUAUAGGAAUAUAGCAUGACCAGCAAAGACAAGAAGGCAUAGUGAUUUAAAUUAAAAAGUCCAGUUAAAAAUGUUGCCAUUGUUUAAUGGAACGCAAGAAAUACACCUAGGUGACAAAGGUGUUUUGUUAUAAUUGUGCUGUUUAUAAUGCCGAGUGAUAUUACAGCACUCGGAUUUUAUUGUGCAACAAGCCUAUAAGUGUCAUUAACUGAGAUUUAUUUGCAAGAAUAAAGGUGAAACUACUUUUCUAUGGAGGAAGAUAGAAAUUGUUGUGGUAAUUUACUAUGCUCUAUGUUGAGGUUCUAUAUGGAAUAUGAGACUAUUCUGUACACCUUCAUAUAAGAUGAAGCAAAAAUGCAGGCUGCAGCAUUGUACCCCAUGUUGUUGAGUUAUGGGGGUGUCGUAGGGAUUGACAGUUUAGUUAUGGUAUUUUAGGAUUAGCGGUGUCUGCCUUCUAGGUGAUGUGUGAUAAAAAUUGUAUCAGCCUCACCUAGUCUUUACCCUAUAUACUUUGUAAAUUAAACCUUAAAACUACCCUAAUACUUACACAAACCCUACCUCCCCCCUCAACCCUAAUUCUCCUGUAUUCAUGUCAUAUCCUAGUGACGUGCUUUUAAACAGAACUAAUUUUAGUUUGGUUUAUAGACUCUGUGCUAUUGUGAGUGCCUGCAAUAACAAUGUCGCCCUAUCAAGAUGCAACUUUGAAUAGUUAAUUUCUACCCUCAUUCUCAGACUAAAAUGUAUACCUGUCCCUUCAGCCCAAUCAAUGAAGUACCCUUCGUAAAGACAAAAACUACAUUCGUUGUUGAAGUAACUUUUUAAAAGCUAGGUAUGAAUCUUAAGACUAUCAUCAUUUGGACAUUUGUUUCCCCUGAAAUAAACUCAGUGGAUCUGUCUUUUCUUUUUUUUUUUUCUUGCCAGUUUCAGUGUUGCCCAAAUAAAUUUUAUUUAUUUUGUAUGUAUAAAAUUCUGAGCUGGAUAAUUGAAAUACACUGAGAUUAUUGUUGUACUAAGUUUGUUCUAUCACUGGGUCCAUGUAUCAUGUCGUAGGAAGCAGCACUGUAAGUGUGUUGGCUGCAUUCCUUUUGGACCCAGUUUAGAAUUCCAUAAGCCCGGGACGAUGAUACAAAUUGUAAUUUACUUCACCGAUCUACUGAUCCUAUGAAGAAAAACAUUGAUUGCCCUUUUACAAAUAACCACUACAGUUCCCCUUUUGAUAUCAUAAAAAGCAAAGAAUUUUUACUAUUUUGUUCAAUAGCCUAAAAGUGUUUUAGUCUGAUUUAAUGACAGUCGUGAAAGCACAUUGGGUCAGACAAAAGCAGAGAAUAUAUAAUUGCAUAAAUGCAUAAGCUGGUAUUUUGUGUUACAAUGCUAAGUGAUCAUUAUUUAGUUAAACACUUUAUUGUGUUUACAUGUAAGUGAUAACAGUUUGUCUACUCUCAAACGCACGUAGAAAAGCAUUUUUAAGGCCGCUUUGAUCACAUCUACAGUAAGUAGAGAUAAAUAUUGAAUAGAAUGAAUUCAUUGGGUUCAGCAGGAGGGAACGCAUUCAUUUUUCAGAGGGUACAGUUAACUAAAGUAUUUCCGUGGGUGGUAAGGAUACAGCUGCAUUUUUGGUACAAUUUCCUCUCACAGUGAGAGCAGUCCCAAUAAAAGAGCAGUGAUUUUCAAUCCAUUAUAAAAUCCAGCUAUUAUAUUACGGUAUUUUAACCCCUUCACAGCACAAUUUGAACUUGUAGCUUUGUAAUUACCUAUUCGGCCUGUUUUGCAAAGUGGUGAUGAUUUGUAUUACAACAAACAUCCAAACGUGCAAAAAGGGCUAAUGUUCACUAUGAUGAAUAAAAAUCUUCACAGUUGGCAUUUUGUGUUUACUUUGUUGCUGUUUUUCUGUGAUCUUAUUGUGCAACAAGCCUAUAAGUGUCAUUAACUGAGCUUUAUUUGCAAGAAUAAAGGUGAAACUACUUUUCUAUGGAGGAAGAUAGAAAUUGUUGUGGUAAUAUACGAUGUUCUAUGUUUAGGUUCUAAUAGUAGGAUACUAUUCUGUAUUGGUCAGCAUAUUCAUGGCUGGCAAAGCAUUAUGGGAGUUGAAGCUCCCCAAGAGCUGGGUAUCUACCUUCUGGACACUACUGUUCUAGAAUCUUUAUGGUUUUGUUCGCUUAUCCCGUCUUUUAAAACAGAAAUAAUUGUAGAAACCCACACCUCUUUAACCUGCAACUGGAUGCGUCCAUCUUACCUUCCUGUCAAUCAAUGUUAAAAUUUACAUUGAGGGUUUUAUUUUUUUAUGUGUCAUAUGCCUCCAAUGUUAUAACUGAGCUUCAGUCAGUGGCGUACCUACCAUGGUCGCAGGGGUCGUAGGUGGGAAUGGGCGAGAGGGAAUGAAGACACAUGUUGGAGCUGUGGGGGGGAAUGGAGGGAGAGGAAAUGGAGACACAUGGAGAGUCUGGGGGGUAGGAAUGGGACAUAUGGAAGGACUGGGGGGAGGGAAUGGGAUAUGUGUAAGGACUGAGGGGAGAGGGAAGGAGAUACAUGUAGGGACUGGGGGAUACAUGCAGGGACUGGGGAAAAGAGGUAGGAUACAUGCUUAAGGGACUGGGGGGGAGAGGGAAUGGGAUAUGUGUAGGACUGAGGGGAGAGGGAAUGGGAUGCGUGGGGACUGAGGGGAGAGAGGAAGGAGAUACAUGUAGCAGGGACUGGGGGGAGGGAGAGGGAAUGGGAUAAGUGUAGGGACUGGGGAGAGAAGAUAGGAUAUGUGUAGGACUGAGGGAGAGGGAAUACUAGGAUAAGUGUAGGACUGAGGGGAGAGGGAAGGAGAUACAUGUAGGGACUGGGGAGAGGAAUGGGAUACGAUGUAGGGACUGGGGGGAGAGAGAGAGGAAUGGGAUGCGAUGUAGGGACUGGGGGGAGGGAAUGGAGUUGAUGUAGGGACUGGGGGAGAGGGAAUGGGAUAUGUGUGUAAGGACUGAGGGGAGAGGGGAUGGGAUACGUGUAGGGACUGGGGGAGAGGGAAUGGGAUACGUGUAAGGACUGAGGGGAGAGGGAAUGGGAUACAUUUAGAGACUGGGGGAGAGGGAAUGGGAUACAUGUAAGGACUGAGGGGAGAUGGAAUGGGAUACGUGUAGGGACUGGGGGGAGAGGGAAUGGGAUACUUGUAGGGACUGGGGGGAGAGGGAAUGGGAUACGUGUAGGGACUGGGGGAGAGGGAAUGAGAUACUUGUAGGGACUGAGGGGAGAGGGAAUGAGAUACUUGUAGGGACUGAGGGGAGAGGGAAUGAGACACAUGCUGGGGCUGAGGAAUAAGGACUGGGGGGAGGGAACAAGACACAUGGAGUUGCAAAGGGGGGAGGGAAUGGGACGUAUGGAGGGAAUGGGGGCGGGAAUGAGACGCAUGGACUAGGUUGGAGGAUCAGGCAUGAGACACAUGGAGGGAUUUUGGAGGGAGCACCAGGAAUCCAUGAUUUCUAGUUACGCUUCUGACUUCACUAAUAACCUCCUACCCUCCAGGGUUAUGGAGAGUUUUAUUUUCAGCCUUACCUCUGCUGAUUAUGUGAAAAAAAUGUUUAUUUGUGUUGUUGUGCUUCACUAUUCUUUUGACCUGUGCCUAGUGUAUGCCUAUCUGUCUUUGAGUGUACUCAUAUUCUCAUUCCAUUUACUAUAUAUUUAAAAUAUGGCUGUACAUGUAUUCAUUUAUCAGCUAUACGUGUGCUCUUAUCUUCUACGCAAGUCUUUGUAUUUCUAUGUAUACAAUGACAUACUCGCAAAAAAAAGAAAAUAAAUGUAAAAAUAAAAAGUAAGCGCUGUCCUUUGCUCCUGGCAAUCAGCAUUGAGAAAGCAAUCGGUCCUGUAUUUUGUAUUUGUUUCCGAGUUUGUCUCUUUUCAUCCCUGUCUUUAACAGCCUCUGCAAGACAUGUGGAUGGUGAUUGGAAAAAGUUGUUUACUGCACCUUCCGGAUUCAAGUGUUGUUGAAACAUCCAUAGUUCUAAAUGUCAUGGUAUAUAUUAAUGUCAUGCGGAAUCUCUCAUCACUAGUCUCUCCCCAAACUGAUACAAUUGGAGUAAAGUUCAUAUUUCAAAGUGAGACAAAAUUGCUUAUAAGUUAAACAAUUAGUAGAACCUCAAUAGACCCUAGAAAUGGCAUGGCCAACAAGUAGCCCGCUCAGCAGUUAUAGAGCUGCAACUUAACAAUACUUUGCUUAUCUUUAAGCUUGCAAAGCAUUAUGGGAGUUGCCAUUUUGUAGAUGCUGGAGGGGGCUACCUGUUGACUGGCCUUACUCCUAACAUUUUACAGUAAUGGGGACUACUAAAUGAUAUUAACCUUUACAGAGAAAUCCUCAAUUUGUAACAACUUGUAGCAGGUCAGAGCAUAUCAUACAACGCGUUUGAUGUAAAGUUUGCAUGAACGUAAAACACAUACUACGUUAUCAGAAUUUAUAGAACAUAAUAUAAAGUAAACCUUUACCCCUCCAUGAUCAGCCUUAAGUUAUUGACUACAUCUCUGAGUAAACCCAAACCACUUUAUUUCACCAUUGGACACAUGCAGUCACCCAGCAUGUAAAUAAAUCCUUGAAUCAAUUCGAGAAAUAUUUAUCCGCAGAACAAAAAAAUGACAAGGGUUAUUGUGAAGGGUUUUAAAUCACUUACAGUUCAUUCUAUAAUUAGACAAUGGUUGAUUGUCAUUUUUACACAUGUAUUCAUAAUGCUGAACUAAUUAUAAAGGCUUAGUUGAAAGACAUAAGUACAUUUAAAUAAUCUAGGCAUUGUUCCCCAUGGGCAUGAAUUAGCAACUAAAUAAUUCUGCAUUCUUUAAAUGCGACUACCCAUGCAAAUACAGAAUGCAUAAUUGUGUGUGCUAGCUAAACACCAAUGUAAAUCAAGAUACACAGAAUUCCAAAAUUGCCUUCACAUCAUAAUCAGUAUAUCACAUAACAAUUUUACAAGAUGUCAUUCUUGUAUGGGAACGCCGAUUGGGAGAAAUCGGUCACACAGAUAUCAUGCAAUACAAGGAAGCAUUGCUCCUUAAUAUUUACUCUGAACGAGGUUUGUUCUGCUGCCUUUUCCAUAUUUUUUUUUUACCACUUUGUAUUAGACGUAUGUGGCGAAACCGGCCUCGCCACGUGUCCUUGGAGGGGGCUGCUUGCCCGCCUCUUGCCUUUGGACUAUGGACCAGACUUUAUGUGAAUGUAUUAACCCAGAUAGCUAUGCCAUGGAGCCCAUUCGUGUAGUUAAAAACUUUGGCUCCAUGGCAAUUGAACUGUGUGAAUAGGAUCUGAGCGCUAUUCGGUAGUUUUGUGCGCUCAGAUCCCAGCUAUCUCGGGAUAUGUGACAUAUCUGUGUUUUAUGUAUAAAAUGUGACUUUGUGUAUUUUAUAAUAUUUUAAUGCUUUGUGCUCACCAUGUGCAUAAUGGAGUCUUGUGUCUGUCCUGGGAGAUAAUUGAAUUACUUCUCAAUUCAAUCUCCAGGAUAGAAGACUCUGAAACUGGUUUGGGCCGGAAAGCCAUGCUUCAUUUAGUCACAAAGGACUUUCCCUUAACUUUUGAACCCCUGGUCUGAUUCGUGCCAUUUUUUAAUAGGUUGUUCCCCUGAAUGGAUUGAUUAUGAAAAUGUAUGUUUUAUGUUUGUGACAUGUAUAUUUUAGAAGUUAUAAAUAUUGUGUGAAAACUGUAUUCCUCUGCCGGUGAUAAUGAGAUUACCCAUUGUGUUCAGUAAUCAUAUCACAUGCAGAGGGGAGGAUUUUGUGUGGGAGUGUCUGAGUGUAUUGUACGGAUUGAUUGGUUGUUUUGUAACGCCCUGUGGGCUGUACUAUGUUUGUGGAUUGGGAAUAAAAGAGACUGUAUGUGACAGUACAGGAAGUUCCUGUUUUAACCCUCAAAGUGAAGUGUCGUCUCAUUAUUGGGGGAAGGAUUUAUUGUAUGCUGUUCCAGUUUGACUGCUAGGAGAGUAAACCUAUUCGUAUGGUUCCUAUUAAACUGUCUACAGCAUUCACAUGCUCCUACAAUUCGGUGGUUGUGGUGUCUGCUGCAGUGCUUGGAGUCCUCAGGAAGCACUAGGAGCAUCCUUCAACGGAGGUACCCAGUCGGGGUGCCAGGUGAUCCGUUACAUUGGUGGCAAGCGGUGGGAUGGCGUCCUAGUGCGAGGUAAAGCAGCUCAGAGACACAGUUCAUGGAUUUACAAAUUGAAGGCGACGCUAGUGUUCAUACAGCGUCCCUGUCUACAUAAAGAUUUGGGAAAAUGGGGUUCGUGGACCCCUGGGCAACACACACACCUGAGGAAGAGAGUGAAUUAGACUGGAGAGAUAUCGCUCGGAAAGAAUUAUGGUACGAUACCCUGGAGGAAGUCCAGUAUCAAUGGCAGCAGCGCCUUCCUGGUGUCGCAUACCAGUUGGAGGAACAAAUGGCUUGGCGGAUGCCGCUUCUGGGAGAACAACCCGGAGGGCAGCAGGUCAGACAACUUGAGUACCUCGUGGAACGGGAACUGAGCCUUGACGCCUCAUACCGGGCACUGUGGUGGUGCACUAUCCAGCCAGAGACGUGGAGGGCAGAGGGCAUCCAGCCGGAGGGGGAGAACUACACUAGCCCUGGCCUGUUGUGGAAGGCCUUAACAGAAGACGUCGACUUUGGCAGUCCAGCAGAGUCACGGUACUGGGCUAUCUUUCAUUACCGAAGUGAGAUGUUACAGGGCCCGAGAUCUAUUGGACUGGGAGAAGACAUCCGCCGUUUCGCUGCCAUGGAACGAGAGCUAGAGAUGGACUAUGUGGAACUACUGAACUCAUGUCAGCCGCAGAGCAUAGACGCAGAACUGGGUGGUGGACCCAGACCUGCCAACCUACAGCUGGGAAAACGCAGCCGAGGUCCCCACUGCUUCACUACCAGUUGCAGAAGUAGGGGACCUCAUAGACUGGUCCUGGGAAGACCCACCGAUGGCAGGUAGAGAUGGGACGGCUGUCUCUCUACCGGCCCUACAGGGAUGCUGGGCAGUCGGCCCAGAUCCGCAGCGGCAGUAUGUAUCCCAGGGAGCUGAAGAUGUCGUCCUUCCUCCCCAGCGGCAGUGUGUACCCCAGGGAGCAGAAGGUGCCGUCCUCCCUCCCCAGCGGCAGUGUGUAUCCCAGGGAGCAGAAGGUGCCGUCCUUCCUCCCCAGCGGCAGUGUGUAUCCCAGGGAGCCAAAGGUGCUGUCCUUCCUCCCCAGCGGCAGUGUGUACCCCAGGGAGCAGAAGGUGCACGUCCUUCCUCCCCAGCGGCAGUGUGUACCCCAGGAAGCAGAGACCGUCUGUCUCGCACCCCAGCCGCAGGACAAAAUAUUGAAAGGGGAGACAGUUGGUCCCCCUCUCCACCAGCAAAGAGAGUGUCAGGGAGAGGAGCAGGUUACCCCCUCUCCCCAGCGGCAGUCUACAGUUCAGAGAGAGGAGCUUGUUACACCCUCUCUCCAGCGGCAGCCUAACCCACCAAGGGGAGAUGUUAAGCCCCACAACUAUGCAGAUGGGACCGUAGUCUCUGCACUUGCAGCACCAGGGGUAGGGACGGUCGGUCCUGUCCCCCAGCCACAGAGCAGUGUAUCCAGAGGGGAGACAGUCGGUCUCCCCCUCCCACAACCAGGCUCCAACCAGGCUACUUCAGUGGUAGCGCUGGCACCCAGGCAGAGUACCGCUGGUCUCUGCCCACUCAGCAACCCACCAAGGCAGUCUACCAGCCCCCCGCACAGCCGUGGUGAGGCACCUGGACAUGGACAAGUUGCUAUUUUAUCCAGGUGUAGUAACCAGUUAUUGUGGGUGGGCUGUAUUGCUGUUUGUGCUUCGUGGGUGGGUUGCUGGACUAACCAGGGCACUGACCGGCAGGAGGUCAGAUACCCUGUUAGUCUGGAUGGUAAAGGGGAGAAAUGUGGCGAAACCGGCCUCGCCACGUGUCCUUGGAGGGGGCUGCUUGCCCGCCUCUUGCCUUUGGACUAUGGACCAGACUUUAUGUGAAUGUAUUAACCCAGAUAGCUAUGCCAUGGAGCCCAUUCGUGUAGUUAAAAACUUUGGCUCCAUGGCAAUUGAACUGUGUGAAUAGGAUCUGAGCGCUAUUCGGUAGUUUUGUGCGCUCAGAUCCCAGCUAUCUGGGGAUAUGUGACAUAUCUGUGUUUUAUGUAUAAAAUGUGACUUUGUGUAUUUUAUAAUAUUUUAAUGCUUUGUGCUCACCAUGUGCAUAAUGGAGUCUUGUGUCUGUCCUGGGAGAUAAUUGAAUUACUUCUCAAUUCAAUCUCCAGGAUAGAAGACUCUGAAACUGGUUUGGGCUGGAAAGCCAUGCUUCAUUUAGUCACAAAGGACUUUCCCUUAACUUUUGAACCCCUGGUCUGAUUCGUGCCAUUUUUUAAUAUGUUGUUCCCCUGAAUGGAUUGAUUAUGAAAAUGUAUGUUUUAUGUUUGUGACAUGUAUAUUUUAGAAGUUAUAAAUAUUGUGUAAAAACUGUAUUCCUCUGCCGGUGAUAAUGAGAUUACCCAUUGUGUUCAGUAAUCAUAUCACAGGCAGAGGGGAGGAGUUUGUGUGGGAGUGUCUGGGUAUAUUGUACGGAUUGAUUGGUUGUUUUGUAACGCCCUGUGGGCUGUACUAUGUUUGUGGAUUGGGAAUAAAAGAGACUGUAUGUGACAGUACAGGAAGUUCCUGUUUUAACCCUCAAAGUGAAGUGUCGUCUCAUUAUUGGGGGAAGGAUUUAUUGUAUGCUGUUCCAGUUUGACUGCUAGGAGAGUAAACCUAUUCGUAUGGUUCCUAUUAAACUGUCUACAGCAUUCACAUGCUCCUACAAUUCGGUGGUUGUGGUGUCUGCUGCAGUGCUUGGAGUCCUCAGGAAGCGCUAGGAGCAUCCUUCAACGGAGGUACCCAGUCGGGGUGCCAGGUGAUCCGUUACAACGUACGUUAUGGCUUUCUUUUAAUGGCAGAUUAAUGUACGUAUUUAAAAGUUAAAUGGAAAUUUUCGUAAAAAUAUAAUAAAAUAUCAUUCAAGGGAUUCCAUAGAUUACUAUUUAGUUCACUGUACUUUUCAGCUUUCGUCUAAGUCGUAUAUUAAAUUGGCAAUAGCAGUGCCGGAUUAAGGACUUCAUGGACCAGGAGCUGAAAAUUAUGGUGGGCCUAAUUACAAAAUCUGAAAUAGUUUCUGUUCCAUCUUCUUCCUAAUUAGCUGCAUGCUUUCAGUCUUUUUAUAUCUUUAUAAUGUUUUUAAAGUGUCUCUUUCACCACAACAUAAUUUCUGCGUAUUUCACAACGAUAAAGCCUUUAUAAAAUUCUUGUACUGAGUGGUUUGGAAUUUUCAUUGCGAAUCCAACCCAAUCAAAAGAUAUCAUAAGACAAAUUAGAGACUACUUUAUUUUAUGUUUAAGGCUGAACGAGAGCUUCCACCACCAAGCGCUGUCAAUUCCCACAGCUGUUGCUAGAGACAGCCGUGGGAAACGAGAUAUCGCACAUUGUCGGAUUUGGUCUACAAAGGACCUUGCAGGAUCCUCCAUACAGAUCCAUGAUGUACUCUUGCGCAAGGAGUGGAAAAAGAAGAUGGCACAUGCAUGAGAUAAAGCUUCAGGUAAUUAUCAUCAUCCCCAGGUCACCUCAUACCAAGUCGGGAUGUCACUUUAUGGGGACUUUUCACACCAUGCAUGAACCCCGAAGAUGACAGAUCAAUUUUAAUGAUUGAUUAACACAAUAGGAAAAAAUCCUGAAAGUGAAAGAGCCACUUUAAUGACUGGUUAAGGCAACAUGAUUACAGAUAGUGGCUCUAUCACGAGCAUAUAGCAUUGCCAGUUUUGCAUGCAUUCAACAAUUCAGCCAGUAAUGACACUAAAGUUAAAAUGUAUUAUUGACUUAAAAUCAGUAUUAAUUGAAGCAUUCAGGUUGUGCUUAUGCACAUAGGCAGACUCAGACUUGUUAAAGGGACACUCUAAGCACCAAAACAACUUCAGCUUAAAGGGACACUAUAGGCACCAGGACCACGUUAUGCACUAUUCCUUUUCUAUUAACCCCACAAUGUAAAACAUUGCAGUUUUAGAGAUACAUUGAAGUGUUUAGACUACCUCUAGUUGAUGUGUUGCUGGGGAUUCAUGGAGUUCUACACGCUGGUCGUCUUCACGCGUUGAAUCGCUCUGAUGUCAGUGGAGGAGCCUGAGUUAAAUGAAAACAGGGUUUUUAACCCUUUAUUUGCAGAUGGUUGGUGGGCAGACAGAACUACAUACAGUUUUGCAUUCCUAACACUAUAGUGUUCCUUUAACAAAGUUUUGGUGUAUAGAUCAUGCCCCUGCAGUAUCACUGCUAAAUUCUCUGCCAGUUAGGUGUUAAAAAAUGUAUACAGCCCUAGCUACAUUUCCCCUAGCUGUGAAUUACACAGCCUCCCCACACAUUCCUGAAAAAGUGUCUAAAUUGUUUAGCUUCUCUUAUUGCACAGUGGUUUUUAAUUUAUGAAUUCUAAUAUCCAACUCUGUUAAUAGCAUGCUAGAGCCUGCAGGAGCCUCCUGUAUGUGAUUAAAGUUCAAUUAACUGAGCAGAAGAUAAAAAUUUCUAAAGUAAAAGACUUGAUUUAAAAAUGAAACCAUUUUGUCAUGCAGGCUGUGUGAGUCACAGCCGGAGGGGGUGUGGCUAGGGCUGCAUAAACGGAAACAAAAGUGGUUUAACUCAUGAAUGGCAGAUAAUUGAGAAAUGAGACUGCAGAGGCAUGAUAUAUACACCAAAACUGAUACUUAUAAACAAUUGUAAUAGUAUUUACUGGGGUAAUUAAAGAAAAACUGCCACCAAUUGAAAGGUGUCUAUAUCAAUUUAAAAAUUAGAAUUUUUAUUUUAUUUUUAUUUUUUUUACUACAUUUAUGAACAGUAUAUCAAAUAACUUUUCUUAUUUUACUAAAAGGAUGGUGUUCUUAAAAUUAAAAACAAAUCUGCACAACUUUUUUUCAUUGCGAAAUUUGAAACACCAUGAAUGUUUCUAAUGUAUAAACAGUGUCUCCACAGCCUGUGUGCCAUAUAGUAAUUAUAAUAACAACACUAACAUCUUAAUGACAGCAACUCUGCUCUAAUUGUCUUGUCUAUUUUCAUCUUUCUCACUUUGUAACAGAGAAGCCACUCUUACACCCCUCUAUUCCAAAGUGCACCCAGCAGUUCAGCAAAAAAGAAUCUAAUUUCAUCUGGAACAGAGCAAAGUUGCUAAUAAUUUCUAGACUAAUAGCAGAUUAAUUAGUAAUGAAUAGUUUAUGGUUGCAUAUUUAAAAGAAAAAUGUGAAAAAAAGAUGUAACUGUAAUAUAUGUAGGAAUAAUAGUGUACAUAAGAGCAGAUGCAACAGAUAUUGUGUGUUGAUCAUUAAGCUCAAGGCUACUAAUAAGCUAUUUAAACCAUUAUUAUGCAAAAAACAUACAGCAGUUUGGACAAUACAGUACAGUUAGUUACAAUACAAAACAUAGGACUUGAUGUUAGGGGAGGUUUUUCAAUCAGCUUUCUCUUCGUAUUGGUGUAUCAAUAGUGGAAUAAAUGCAUAUGUUUUUCUAAUUAGAGUUUAGAACCUUGGCGUUUAGGUUCUUUGUUUUUUUUAAUUAAUUUGGUUGCUUUUUCAUCAAUUAUUAAAACUUAUAGCAUGUACUCUUCGAGAACUUUUUUUCCAAAAAGAAUAAGCUGUUAUUGGGUCGUCUUGGUUUGAAUAUUGCCCAAUGUCUCUUGGAAAAUAAAUUGUGCUUUUACCGUUGUCCAGUUAACUGUAUUGGGAGAUUUCCAAAUCUUGGCUCUAUGCAGUUUAACAGGCCUUCUUCACAUGUAAGAAUACUCUUGUCUGUAGAUGAUUCAAGCCAUCUAAGGCCAUAUGGAGAAGAGAUCUAAUUGGGGUGGAAUGAAAAUUCCAGCCAAGACAUUUUGAGAAGAAUUUCUCCACCAUAUGCCAAAUUGAUCUUAAAAGAGGACAACCCCACCGUAUAUGCAUCUGGUUCCACCUCAUUGUGUUACAUCUCCAGCAUCAAUCUGUGCUAUUUGGGUACAUUCUGGCAAUGCUAACAGGUACUGAGUGCCACCUAUUUAUUAACUUAAAAUGUGAUUCAUAAAGGUUCAAACAGUUGAUCGUCCUGUAUGUUAGUGUCAAUGAAUGAUUCCAUUCUGUUUGCGGAAUGAUGCAAUGUAGCUCUUGUUCCCAUUUUCUAAUUGCCAAGGGGGUAUGGUCAAGCUUUAGCAUUUUUGACAACUGAUGCGAAUUAGUCAGACCAUGUUUUCUUUAUAAAUCAUACUGGGUUUUCUUCACUAAAGCAUACCUCCUAACAUUGGGAGGUAUGGAAUCGAAAUGGGUGGGCUGCCUUUAGGGGGCAUCGCCAGUGAUGCAACUUGCUUCAAUGGUGAUGGCUAUAAUGGGAAGUAGGUGGACUCCCACUGUAGGGGUAUGGCAGCCUGGCAAGCAUGCCAGGCUGACAGACAGCCUCCUGGCUGGCCCCUGACAUACAGGACAUGGAGAGAGUAAUGCCGAUGUACUAGCUGUAUGGUACUACAGCCCGCCACACGGUUUAAGCCUGUCUAAUGAUGUUUGUGUGGUGCUGCCUGGGACAGUUCCCCAGUGUCCCAGAAUUUCCCAGAAUUUGGGACACCAAAGAACUAAAUUGGGAUGGCAGGAUGGGAUCCUAAAAUAGGGACUUUGACACCAAAAAAUUUUUUGGGUGAAUUUUAAAUUUAAGACUAAAGUAGCAUUGUUGACUUGACUUGGAGAUUCUUCCCCAGUUUGCCUAUCUUGGCCUUAAAUUUGAAAUCAACUCUGAAUUGCUGACGAUAAUCACUCUAGUGAAAAGCCCUGAUAGUGACUUGCAUGCAGACCAUCAGGAAUAGUGUGCAGCAAUAUAUAUAUAUAUACAUACAUAUAUAAACCCCCAAAGAGAGGACUCUAAGGCUGUUUACGUUUCAGCUUUCCUCUCGUGCAGAAUCAGGCUAAGACGAGUUGCUUUGUUAAUAUCAUUGUUAGCAUUCUUGCAUUUAUUUAGAAAGCUCCAACAUUUUCCACAACAUCUUACCUUAAUACUGUAUGUGUGCAUUGACAAAAGGUGGAGACUGGAGACGUUACAAUGCAUAAUUACACAACUGAUGUGAAAGUAAAGGAACGCUCUGCUCGUACACCUAAAACCUAGGAUAUCACGGUAAUGUUAUUAACCCAACACGCAGUAUGUAAACCCACAGAAAACCCAAGCACAUAUUACCGAACCUUAGAAUGGUCGGAUUUAACGUAGGAAGAAAAGAGUAGUCAGAGGAUAGCCAAAAAUCAGAAUACCAGUGAUCAGGAGAACGAUUCCAGAAUAGCUGGGUCAGGAUACCAGAAAUCAGAAGGUCAAAAUACAAGCCGAGUCAGGGAACCAGAAAACAGGAACGUCAAAAGCCAAGCCAGGUCAGAACACAGAAACAACAGUAAAUACACAAGGAGAAUCAAAGAGCACUAAGGGGAACACAAGGAACCACAACAGGACAAGGAGAGUCCUUUUUAUAAGGGAGUGUCUUUUGCUUUAAAGCCAUGCCCCCAAAAUGAUCUGGGCCGGUAUUAAUGACGCGGGAAUGCUUUAAUGAUGUCAUUACAUAGGCGUGUAUGCGCUACAUCAUAAAAAGGGGCGUGACUCCAGCGUCCGGCGUGGGACAUGCUGAACUCGCCGGAAGAGGAGCCUGCCCUGGAUCCUUCACCACGUGGGCGCGAUGGACUAAGGCAAGGGGUCGUGACAUAGGAUGUGGGAUGAUGCUAAACGUAGUUUGUACUUGCAAAUGCUACAACAUAUAAAAAAAACUAUUCCACUUUACAUGUUGGCCACAUAUAUUAUUACGUGUCAUAUCUCUAGUUUAAAAUUCUCACUAAAAUGACCCCAAUAAAUGACAGAUUACUUUAUAUAUUGUCAUAGGUCACAACUUUCUUAUUCAAUUAUUGUGCUAGCAUAUUUCAACUCUCUGGAGCAGCCGGUCCUUUCAGAUCGCAAGCAGUUUCCCCAGUAUGUAACCAAAAGCUCAGUCUUCGGUUUUCUUUUUUCACUUGGACUGGACAUAUCUCCCCAGUGCCCACUCAUCAAGUGGAUUUUCUUUCUAUUCCUUUACUGGCAUGGACUUACCCACCGCUGUGAAAACAAACGAGAGAAUACGACAACAUCACCAAAUCACAUAGCAACAUAGCAGGAACUAAGCGAGUUGGCAGAACCUGUUAUGGUUUGCUGCCAAAAAUCAAAAAGUUAAGCCAUCCUCUUCCCUGUAAAUGUAUGCCACCGCAAUAUUUACAAAUAUUGACCCUAACACCCAGUCACCAUUAAUUAUGUUCAUUUAACACUAGCAAUAGAAGAUGUCUUUAAACAAAUUACUUUCUGGCAAGGUCCAAAAUGCAAGGUGCCUGACCUUCCUAGUGGUCAGCGGUAGAAUUGCGCAAAAAUUGUUUAGGCCGAUCCCUCUGACUCAAACUCCUUUUAAUCUACGUCCAAUCUAAUCGAUCUGUCCGGGAUUUACCUGUCGAGUCUUAUUCAUUCAACGAAGACUUCAUAUGAAUUAUUUGAACAAACCAAGUAGUUUGAGUGUGGAUCGAAAGGGAUUUAAUUUGGGCGAACAACCCAAAACUAAUUUUUGCACAAGUCUCAUUAGGUGUGAUCUUCAAAGUUACAAACAACUUUAAUGCAAUGUGUACCCCUAAGAAGAGCUGGGUAUAUAGAAGAAUCUGUAUAAAUCUUGCUUUUAACUAUAUUUAAAUAUUCAGUAUAUCCAUAUUAUCUGACCUCACCAAGCAAUACAUUUCAACACGUUUGGAGCAAAAGCCCAAAUUCUGCUAUCCCUUAUUACAAUAUUAUUCAUAUGAAAGAGAAACUUAAGACCUCGACUCAUCGUUAUUAAACAACGAGAUUUUUUUUUCUCUUUAUGAUAUUAAAAAGAAAUGUAUUUUAUUACACUAGUUUACAACAAAAUCAAUUAUCCCUGCAUACUUUAGGAAUCUCAGUGAAAUUAAAAAGGGCACACUGGCACGGUGCUAAUGUAAUUAGCAAUAAAUAGACCUGCAUUAAUGACAGUAAAUAUUACACUUACACUCUGUAAUGACUCUGGACGGGACAUUAAAAUCUGUUACUCAAUUUUGUGAAGAAUUAUAACAUGGGACCCUACCAUUCAUUAACUGCCUGCCAAACCGUUCUCUAGAUAAAUUGCCAUUUUAUUGCCAUAAAAAGUGUGUUAUAAUGUUACCAAAUUGGAAUUUUAAAUCUUUGCCAUCAUUAAAAAAAGAGAAAGAUUUAAUUUAGCUGAAGAACACGAGAAAAAAAUUCAAAGACAUUUAUUUAAGGAAGUGACCUGGGGUACUAAUACAUCCUAUUUGACUUUUUUAUAAGGAGCGCAGAAGAAAAGAUUCAAUAAAUUGUAAAUUCAUCUGUGUCUCUGUAAGCCAGAUCGUUUCUGCGCUAUAGCCGAAAAAAAGGCAGGUUGAAGGAUGAGAGAAAUGUUUAAGAUGAUGUCCCUGUGUUUUGCAAACAGCCGUGUAAUUGUCUCCUUUAUGAAAGUACAAUCAAUAUGGAAAAUAUCAUUUUAGAUUUUAUUGUAUCCUAUCUCUGGCUCCGGGAGCACGUCUGUAGAAAGCAAUUUCCCAUCAGAAACUUUUAAAGCUAGACUAAGGAGAGACAGACCUCUCUCUGAAAAGAGAUCGUCAUCGGAUCAUGGUCCAAUUACACUGCAGGGAAUAAUAAUAGUCUGGCAAUUAUCAUCCUUUGUCUCGGUUUGCAACUGUUUCAAUUUAUUCAUUGUCAUCAAUAUUUCUCUUGCUUUUAUGAAAUUUAGAAUGAUUUUAAAGUGCAGCAAACUGAGUCAGGGACAGCUGAAAUUUCUUUACGUAGGAGCCGUAGGAGAAAAACAACAAACAAAAAAAACUAUUUGGACUCAAAUAUUCCAAAAACUUUCUAAACAGUGCUAACUUUGUUAACACUAACGUAACCCUUUUAGGGUUGUUGUUGAGAACUGCAAAACACUGCUCACAGCUGCAGCAAUGAAAUGAGACACUUACAAGCAUAAGUAGUAACAGACUUUCACACAACUCUCUUUAUGUCAUUCCUUUAAAGAAAUACAAAAAAGCAAUUUUAAGUGAUUUCCAAUUCUACCAUAAAAUAGGAUAAAAAAUAUUUGACUUCAAAAUGGCACUCUGAUACCUUCUUGCUAACAAUUUAGUGAAUAUACCCUUGAAUAUCCUGUUUUAUCAAAAAGUAUCUGGAUUUUAGAAAUCUCUACCUGAUAAAACAACCUCUUAAGGCAGCAUAUUCCACAUCUUCAUUACUCUUACUGUAAAUAAUUCUUUCCACUCCUGUAUGUGAAAUCUUUUUUUUACAAGACUAAAUGUGAGGCCUCUUGUUUUUUAUAUAGUUAUUUUGAUCAACGGGUUGCCAGACAGAUGUUUGUACUGGCACUUAAUAGAUCUAAUUCCCCUUUUAAUGUAAAGCGCUGUGGAAUAAGCUGGCGCCAUAUAAAUACCAAUUUAAAAAAAAUAAUACAGUAAUCUGUAAAAUGUUAUAAUAACCCAUUUUCGAUGCUGUUUUUCUAAAGUAAAAAAAUUCAGGUUUCAAAAUUCCAUUCUUUUAAAAUAAUAGUAAUAAAGCAUUGUGAAAGGUCUAUGAGAUAUUAGUUGUGUUGCACUUAUAAGGUUUUUUUUCUUACCAGUAUUUUUGUGUAAAAAAUGAAGAAUUCAGUAAAAAUGGUGGCGGGGGCUGGUAGGGAUGACAGAUUGUUAAUUAUGGGGUAGGCAGCCAGAGGCUCGGAAAGUCUUGACAACCCAGUGGGUAAGAAUCAUUUUCAUUUUGAAACCAGUGGAACCAGGGAACUAACACCCCAAUUCCCCUAUUAGUUUUGGUUGGAGACUUGGCAUCCUUAAGUUUAGUGAGCAAUCAUUAGUAGUUAUCCUCUGUCCUACAACAUAGAGGUCAAAAUUAAGUGUUGAGACAUAAUCUCCAUCCCACAGCAUGCGAGGUGGAGAAAGAGAGGAACUAGUUUUGAGCCUCCUUGGAAAUAGGUGCCCAUCCAGUUUCAAUGACUCCAUCUGUAACACAGUACUGUUGCUGCACAGGAUAAUCUGUGAUAAAACUUGAUAAUUCUUGACAAGUGGUACCACAUAUGGAGGCUCCAUUCUAAGCUUAUCUUGGUGGCAUUACUCAUUUUGUUACUAAGGAUCAUAAUUGGACACAGGUUUUUCUGUAACCAAUAAUUCUACCCCAUGAGAUACAGUCCGAAAUAAGUGUUUUAUCCAUUUUAUUAAUGUCCUCUGCUCUACCUUAUCCAGAAGCGAGAGUUAAAUGAGAAUUAGGAAUUCAUUCGGUAACUUCCACAUUCCGUAACGGCCUAUCAUAUUUGAUUUCCCUCUGUCACAUUUAAUAUAUAACGUAGUCUUUAAUAACAGAUGGCAGCCCAUCCCCUGUCAUGCGUUAAUACUUUAUGGUAUUAUUUUUUUUUUCCCUUGUGCUAUUUAGUCUUUAAGCCAUACGUAUUUGGAGCCGCACUGCCACAUUUAUUUAGUGUAUGUGACUAAUUUUCUUGUCUCUAAGCAUUUUUGCUCAGUAAAGAAAAAAAGGCAUCGCGAAGGAGACUGUGUGUGUGUGUGUGUAUAUAUAUAUAUAUAUUUAUAUAUAGAGAGAGAUAUUUUACAUAAAAAAUAAUGCCCUGUCUUGCAGCUGCGUUUAGCUGUGAUUUGACCGUCCUUUUAUGUCACAACAUUCAGUGUCGCUUUGGCAGCAAGAGAAAGAGAAAAUAUUAAGUUAAUUUGAACAUUUUACAAAUAAUAUGAGGUUCUGCGUGAAUGAAACUUCAGAUGCUAAAACAUUGAGCACAGGCCUUGCCUCUGCUUACUGCAAACUUACAAAAAAGGAAAAGUAAAAUAAUAAUCACUAUGGCUCAUUUUAGCGAUGACAUCACAAUAUUUCUGUGUUAUUAGUCUGACAUGUCUAUUUCAUUUUCCACUGCAAGAUGUUCUUGCCUCCCAACAGUCUCAGAUUCAGUAGGAGAGUCCCAAUUUUGGCAUCCUUCCCUGCCAUUCCAGGUUUGUUCCCUCGUGUCCUGCUUUUCCCAAUGACCAAGUAAAGUAUGUUCAAAUAAUUAGAUGUGCAUGCGCUUCACAUUGAUAUCUAGAACUUUAGUAUAGGGUCUAGCGAAAGGGUUAGAAGGGAAAAUGUCCAUUCCCAGUGUCUCACACACACACAUGCACACACACCCACACAAAAAUAGUAAUUUUAGGAUCAUUUUACAGUCUCGCUAUAAACUAAAAUAUAUAGUGAUCUUAUUGAAUUAAAUAGACCAGACAAUAUAAACAGAAACAAAUUGUCAGUGUGUAAAUGGUCUAGGCAAGGCAUAGUCAACCUUCGGCACUCCAGAUGUUGGACUACACCUCCCAUGAUGCUUGCCAGCAUUAUGGGUAUAAGAGCAUUAUGGAGGAUGUAGUCCAUAACAUUUGGAGUGCCAAAGGUUACCUAUCCUGGUUUAGGCCAUGGUGUUUAUGUAAAGCUUAAGGGGCAUACAGCCAUAAAUCUCAAAUGUUUUUAGGAAUUUUAACCCUUUAUGUAACUUAAUUUUAUUAGACAUCACCCGAUUGUCGGUUAGUCUUAGAUGGCCUGACCACUUUUUAAAACUUUUUUAAAACUAUUUAACACCAUAUCUUCCUUCAGAACUUGACCCUUAAGAUUACUUUUUUCAACCCAUUGCUUCCAUAACCACCACGUAUACAAAUAAUUAAAAAUUAAGGAAAGAGGUCUGUCCGGGCCAUUCCUAGUUUCAGUGACAGGCUGACACGAUUUAACUUGCAUGACUGCGUUAUAUAUUACUCCCCAGUUUCCUACGCGAUUGCAGCUCGCAGCCUGCAACCCAUCCUAGUCCAGUUCCUGUCCUCCCAGGAACUGUGUCACUAGUUCUGGCCACCUACCUGGAUAAGUCUACCCGGAAACUCAAAUUCUCAAAUUAAUCCUAACAUUGCCACCAUGCAUAUAAGCCACAGAGCUUAGUGCUUGUGGCAUCUAAGUCACAUUGAGGUUAUCUGACAUGUUACAUCAAAAGCACUAGACUACUCACACUCACUUAAAUAAUAAACUGUGUCUCAAAGUUCCCUGAAACAUUUAUUUUUCAAGUGGCAUUUCCCCUUUAAACCACAAGUAAAACCAACUAAAUACAUCUAAAGAAUAAGAAAAAAAAAAGUAGCACCAAGGGGAAAUGAUAAAUCAAUUAGCAAUUGCAUUAAUACGAUGACUCUAACGAGCUUAAAAUCUAAUCUGCAUCUGCACCACUGGUAAUAAGGUGAUGAUGGUUAUCACGUUUUAUAACAUUUUUACACAUAGAAUUUUGAUUAUGUGAAAGCGCGAAGUAUCUGUGCUACACCGCACAUUUUUAAUUAUACAUUUUAAAGAUUAUUCAUUUUACAAAAUUCUGGAGUGCAAUGUGAGAAUAUACACGGUACCUGAGGAGGUUUUAUUGAAAACUGAACUCAAAAGGGUCAUUUUCAAUCUAUACGUUGCACAGGACUUUAUUUUAUGCUGGAUUAAACCAUCACGAGAUCUGCAUCGUAUCUACUGUUUUAGUAAAAUUCUAACAUAAUUCAUGUUUUUUAGAGGGAUUAUAUGUUAUCCACCUUCACCACAUUUUAAAAGGCGUACUGUCACUUCCCAAGAUUGUAAUAUAACCUUUACUUUGAAUAAAUAUGUACUUAUGAUUGCCGGUUAGUGAAGUCUGAAAAAAUAAAAUUCAAUGCAGAAAUUAAAGGGAAAUUAUAGUUUAAGGAAUACACUCGCCUGCCCCCCACACAGCGCAGAAAGGGUUAAAAACUCUUCUGUCAUUUACCUGCUGAAAUCAGCGCUGAUGUACCUCGGUGCCGAGUCAGACUCCACCUCCGCUCUUCAUUUCCCGAUGCCAGCUGACAUUGGGAACCUAAUGCGCAUGCGCGGCAAGCACCUCAUUGGCAUUAGGACUACCCCAUCAGAAAGAAUUUAAUCCAUUGCUUUGCUAUGGGGUUUUAGCUGAUGCUGGAUGUCCUCAUGCAGAGCGCGAGGACUUCCCGCGUCAAGUCGCCUAAAAGCCCGGAAGCACCUCUAGUGACUAUCUGGCAGAAGUGGAGUUAACCCUACAAUGUAAUUAUUGCAGUUUAUCACUAACUGCAAUAAUUACAACUGCUGGAUUAAACUGACAGGGGCACCGCACCCAGACAACUUCAAUGAGCUGAAGUGGUCUGGGUGCCUAUAGUGUCCCUUUAAGACUCAUGGAUUUGGCUCUAUCUUGUUACUGGAUGCCUCCAUCUUGACUCUCGGUCAGUUAUUGUGAUACGGUCUGACCUUUUCUGUCUUUGAACAUUGUAUAGUGUUGCACAAUGGAAAAAGGCAGUGUGGUCACGUUAAUUCGUCAGAAACAAGCUUUGUUCAGGUGGACCGAAUUUCAUCCAGGUGGCAUUUGUCUCAGACAAGUUUUGCUCAUGAAAUUAUUUCAGAAAAAAAAUGGUCCAAUCAGUAAAAUAUAUACAUGUAUAUUAUCUAUAUUAUUACAAUGCACUGCCUAGGCACAUUAUUCAGCUGUUUGGUUCACGGAUCAAGUGAGAAGAUUUAACCAAUAAAAAGAAUAUACAUUUUUUUUAUAUAUUUAUAUAUUUUUAGCUCAUUUUUUUUCUCUCUCAGUUGUGUGAAUAAAACCACAUUUAGUUCCUUAACUAUCAAUCCUCUUUUCAUCUUUUUUUUUUAUUAUUUUUUUGUACCAAGGACAGAACUUCGAAUCGCAAAACAAACAAAACUGUUUAUCGGUUGACCAUGUUGUUUGUUUCGUGAUACCCUGUCAUGGUUCUAUGGACUUACGGAAUUCAGAUGACCCAAAAAUCUCCCAAAAUUCAGUCCAAUUUUUGUUCUGGAGUGAAUUAUCUGUUCUGAAAAUCAUUUCCACAGUUUUAUUGCUUUGGUGAAUUUUCUAUAAUUUUUCCAUUUAUGUUACUAUUUGUGCAGUGUGUUCCAAUGAUUGAUAUUCACCUUUUUUUUUCUUAUCAAAUAAGGUGAAGCAGAUUAUGCACAGACUAUUCACUCAGACAGUAUUCUCAUUUAGUGGGACAUAAUUAUGGAGGAGUACAAAUUUGACUGUGCCAGUAUCGGUUCAUAAAGUCAACUACUAAAUCUGUAAUGUACAUUUACAGUUAGGGAAAUCAUCACUUCUAUAGAAAUUACACCAUUAAAUAAAACAUUUAAAAUCUCACAACACUUGUGCGAGUUUUAAUUUAUUUAUUUCCAGGCAAUGAUCUGUUGUCAUCGGCUGAAAAUAAAUAAAUAAAUAAAUGAAAAUUCGCACAAUUGUUGUGAGAUUUUAAAUGUUUUAUUUAAUGGUGUAAUUUCUAGAAAAGUGAUGGUUUCCUAUUAUUGCCUUGUAUAAUGAGCUCUGUGCAUUGUUUCACAAUUCCAUUCCAUUCGUUUCUGUGAGAUGUAUCAAUGGAAUGAUACAGAGAAAAUUGUAGAGUUGAUUUACAAAAGUGAAUUUACAUUUAGGUCCAAAAUAGCCAAACUGGAAAAAUGUUCUAAGUCAGGUAUGCUUUAAAUUCAGCUUCUGUGGCCUUAAAUUUGAAAUAAACCCCUUUCUCUUAUUCAUGUUCCUGUGCGAUCUCACGGGGAAACAAGGGAUCUUAACUUUUCACAUACUGGCAGCUGCAAACCUGUUGAUAGCGAUAGGAUGGAAAUCCUCCAAGACUCCCAGCAGAGGAGCUGGUGAUGCAACAAGUAUCCAUAAAUGGCCAAUGUAAAAAGAUGGCCCAUAUGAGUUCCAACAGACCUCAUGAUAAGAAAACUGCAUGAGAUACAUGGGAAGCAUGGAUGGGCUCACACGCAGGGACCAUGUGAAUUCGGGAUAAGAGAAAAAAAAGAGCUGAGCAUGUAGAGACGCAAGAACAAACUUCAAAAAUCAAAACCAGAUGACACACGGUAGGAUGUAAAGAUGUAUGUGGUCUGACCCUUUCCCUUAUAUCCCAGCACUCACACACAACCGACAAGCCCCUAGGGAUCAUUAGGGCUACCACAGUUAGCCACCUCUGCGUCCUAGGGUGGAUGCUCCCCUUCUUCUCUAUAAUAAUAAUACUAAUAAUUUGCUAUUUUUUAUAGCGCUUUUCUCCCUGUGAGACUCAAAGCACAAGUAUACAAACAUAAAGACAUAAAAGUUAGUAGUUUCUGAAGAGCAGACUGAAUGCCUAAUGGAAGAGGUGGGUCUUUAGCUUUUUUUUUUAAGUCUGUAAGGACGGUGCCUCUCUGAUUGCACAGAAGGUAAGGGCAGAGUGGCUGAAUGCCCUGGAACCUCAGUUCUUUCUUUUCUUCCUUCACCUCUCUCUCACUACACUCUCUUAUUAGUUCAGUUCUGUUGUGGAUAAUGUCUUUUCGAAAACCCGGUGUUAUAUAGGCCACUGCGGUGAAUGAAUUCAAAAUAUGGCAUGAUAAUCUCACUUUGACCUGUGUACUACUGGCUCUACUUAAAGUAGCUCAGAUCCAGGGCCCUUACUCAUAGCCAUCUUCGAAUGCUCCCCAGAUAUAAACCAUGACUGUUAUUGCACGCUUUGGAAAGUUGAGUUUGGCUCAGAUAUCAACAUUUCUAUAACAUGCUCUCUACAUCGAAAUAUUGUAAAUAAUGUAUCACCUUCAGAUGGUGAUGGUAACGUUAUACUUCUAUAUAAAUGCUAUUUUUAAAUAUAUUAUCCGAUAAAAAUAAAGGUUUUUUUUAAAAUAGAUUUUUAAAUAAACCCUGAUAUUCACUCUGUAAUAGUAAUAGUAAUUAAAGGGACACUAUAGUCACCCAGACCACUUCAGCUCAAUGAAGUGGUCUGGGUGCCAGGUCCCUCUAGGGUUAACCCUUCCUGAUGUAAACAUAGCAGUUUCAGAGAAACUGCUAUGUUUACAUUUGGGGUUAAGCCAGCCUCUAGUGGCUGUCUUCCGAACAGCCACUAGAGGCGCAUCGGCAGUGAUUGAGGCAUAUUAUGCCUCAAUCACGCAGAGCGUUCAUAGGAAAGCAUUGAAAAAAUGCUUUCCUACGGACACUUUGAAUGCGCAUGCGCAUUCCGCGCCGGUGACAUCAGACAAGGGUGCUGACGUCGGUGGGGGAGGAGAGGUAAGGGAGCCCGGCGGGGGGAAAGGGUGAGAAGCUGAAGGGGUUUUAACCCCUUCAGCGCCGUGGGAGGGGGACCCUGAGGGUGGGGGCACCCUCAGGGUACUAUAGUGUCAGGAAAACCAUGCGGUUUUCCUGACACUAUAGUGUCCCUUUAACUGUAUUUGGGUUUUUAAAAUUCUUUCAGGAUCACAUAUAUAGACUGCGCUACCUUCCAUACAAUGUUUAUUUCUUUAUGUUGUGUGUGUUUUUUGGUUACUUUAAUUAUUAUUAUUAUUAUUAUUAUUAUACUAAUAGUAAUAGUAAUAGAAACGCAUAUUCUUCUUUACCCGUCUCAUUUAUUAUAAGCAGUCAGGUAGUAAAGUAUCACACAAGCACAGAUAAAAGAGGCUGUAAAAUAUUCUAGAGUUUUAUGCUUAUAGCCAAGAGUCACUUAUCAAACUCUGUUCCUUAUCUUUCAAUGUUGGGAAAUAUUUGUACAAUCCACAAAUUCAAUUUUAUUCUUUAUCUUUAUCCUCACUCGCUCUAUUCUUAUAGAUGUAGAGGUCAAUUUGAAUGCAGCAUAUAUUUUAUUCCAGAAAAUGUGCAUUACAAGUGAUCCGGUCCCCUCCAAUGACACAUACAGUGAGAAUCCACAUCCACUUAUCAAUGACCAACAAAAAACAUGAGCAGACAAGUACAAAACGGAGACUAGUAAAUUUCACUUUGGGACUAGCAACAUGCCUCCUUGCUGUUAAAAUUUAGCAAUAAUUUCUUAAAGGAACACUCCACACCCCUACUUCUUAUUACUGAAGUGUUUUACAUGUGACAAGUAUGUACUCUUUUAUUCAUUUUACUAAACGUGCAGAUUGCAAUAGAAAUUGGCAUUUUCAUAAAUUAACCUUGUUACACCCCAUUGACUGUCAAUUAAACUGGUCAUAUUACUUCCUGGUAAACUCAAGAGGCAGAAAUUACCUAAAGCACCUGCCUUUCAAAUAUUUCUCAUUAAGCUGCAUUGGGAAGUCUCUGAUUGGACAGCCAGAGAAAGUCUGGGUGGGGUUAGAAGGGGAGGGCUUGCAAAGGCUGCAGAGAUUUACAGCUUUUGUAAACUGUUUUUAUAUAUACCGCCGAUUAAAAAAAUGCAUAAUUAAAUGCAAGCUUGGUUUCAUUGGGGUACAUCUACUAAACAGUGAUUUUUAUUUAGGUUUGUAUUUUGACAGUUGGGUAUCCCUUUAUGUGUACGCGGUGAGAGUGAUUUCAUUGUUCAUGCUGAUGGGCAGCACUUGCAAUUUCAGAUAAUAGGGUUAAUUAAAUAAGUAGUAAACUGUGUUGAAUUAAAAACCACAUUGCAAAUUUAGGCUUAAAAAAAGGUUGCCACUAUAGGUGAGUUGGGGACAUUUUUUUUUUCAAAAUGCUUAUUUUGGAAAUUAAGUUUUUUGAUUCACUACUGUUUACUGGACACAUAUUCAGGGUACCUAGUGUACUUGGCACUUGUACCUGUUUCCUUCAUUGGCACAAAUACCCCCCCAUAAAACUGUAAAGAUGAUAUUCCAGACAGCAUAGCUCAGGGAUAGACAACCUUUGCAUUCCAGAUGUCAUUGACUACAUCACCCAUAAUGCUCUUACAGCUGUAAUGUUGGCAAAGCAUCAGGGUGGAUGUAGUUCACAACACCUGGAGAGCCAAAACGUUGCCUACCCCUGCCAUAGCCACUAGGGCGUAUUGUAGUAGUGGCUAAGGAGCAAGAAGGCUGUUCCCCAGUCCCACCAGUUUUUGUCCAUUUUAAAAUGUUAAUCUACAAAAAAUUUACGUUUCUUUCUGUAAUUAAAGCCCACCCAUACUGCUAGGCCAACAUAUCUAGGUAAGUUUACUUCCUCGUUAGCCAAAUAUUUGGACAGGGUAUAGCAGGAUUCCGCUGCAGAAUUCAUGCAAGCCUGCUGGCGAGACCAAAUCUCUGUUAACACUUCUCUGUGCUUCCUCUGUGAUGUGUCAGUGUGUGAAUGCAGAUGUAUUUUUGAGUGUUGUAAUUGUUGGCGAUUCCAAAUGCAUUUUUGUCCAUCCUGAUGUCCACAUCUCCCUCCCACUACUGCAUGCUUUUCCCAUCUGCUAUUUUAACCAGCUUGUUCUCUCCCCUUUUUCUUCACCUCUUUUCCCCUCUUUCUCCCCUCUGCGUCUGUCUCUCUAUCUCAACACCCCCUAUGUCUCUCCCUCCCCUCACCGUACUUGUCUCUUUCACCAAUUUUGUCUCCCUCAUAUCUAUCCCACUUAUGUCACCUGCCCCAUCUCUUCCCCACUUGUAUGUCCCUCCCAGUUGUGCUUCUGCCCCAUCCCUCAAAGCACAACUUGCCACAACAGCCCCUUCCUAUUUCCCCUGUCACUUAAGUGUCCUUUGAUCCCCCACUACCUUAUGUGUCUGUCCAGUUUCCCCCCAUGACAGGCAAGUAAAUGUGUUAAUCUCAUAGGAGCAGGUAUUAGCUUUGUAAAUUAGCACCCAUCAAAAAUGGAGGUACAAUGGCGUUGGGGCAGGCCUAUGCAAGAUAUGAUCAUUUACUGUAAGUAACUUCACAUUAUGUAUCCCAGGUAUUUUUUUUUCACAAAAGCUAUUACAUUUUGUGAGCUUUGACAUUGGCGUUUAGUGAGUUAGUGAGUGCGCAGAGUCUCGUAUGAUAUAUUUCGAGGCCAAAGGCCUUUAUUUUUGAGAGCAGUUUGUCCUAUAAAAACCCUAUCCCCCCCUCUUACCUGGGCCGUUCCGUUUCAGGUCAUCCCACCCACCUCACCCCUUGUUUAAUUUAUUUAUUCCAUUCUUCUCCUUGGUGGUCCCUCUUCUAUUUACAGGCCUACCCGUACAUUGGUUUUGGCACACCACAAGCGACUUAUCACCACCACCAACUGAUACAUACUACUAUAAUAUUUCCAACCACAAACAUACACAUAGCUGAAACCUGUAUGCAAUAUAUAUAUAUCUCAAGUUACUGAUGUGUUCUGAAUUUUAUUCAAAAUAUUGUAUUGAUAUAGCUACAAAGUACAAACCGAAAAAAUCUAGAGUCCUAAAUAUUUUAGUGAUAUUUCAUUGUUUCCGUAAAUGACCUUUAAAGGUUAAACUUAAUCAUAAAACGUAUCCUAAGUAAUAAACCAUAAACAUGUAAUCCCAUUCAGAGAGUUCGCUGGGAUUCCAUAAAUAGUUUAUAGGGUAUUUAUUCACUCCAUAAGAAAUAGUAAUUAUAUUAAAUCCAAGUUAUGGAAUACGGGUGACGGAUGGCAAAAAUCAAAUACAAUCAUUAAAAAUGACAAGACAAGACACAUUUGCAUCAGCUGCUCAAGGAAAUAUAUUAUAUAUCUGUGCACCUCCGCUGCCGAGCCUUUCAUCGGGGAAAUACUUGGUCUAAUGAAUUCUAAGACCCAAUGCAUAAAUGAAUGUGGAAGGAUGAGACUGCAAAGAAAAAUCCAACCAAAGAGGAGAUGUGGGAAACCUUUAGGUGAAUCACAAAACAAACACUACAUAUAUUAAACACAAGAAGAGCUGAGAUUUUUCUUUGUCAUUGUCUGUAUUUUCAUUUUGUAAUAGAAAAUGGCUAUUUCACCUACAAAACCCCAUCACAUUCAUCUUACUGUAUUAACUACUUCGACAACCAGUCUUGACAUUAGUUUUGUAUUUCUACCCAGAAAUACAAAUGUCAGAGUAAUUAAAGGAACACUCCGGGCACCAUAACAACUUCAUACACAUGAAGAUGCUAUGGUGCCAGGAGUUGCCAGGAUGCUUUCCUACCUGAAGGGGUUAAACAGUUCUCGAAGCGUUGAGUGCCACCGCUUAUUGUUUGGCUUAGAGAGUCAGCUGACAGCUCCAGUCAAUCAGCGAAGCCAUGUUUCGGCAGCACUCCGCGCUUCUUGAUAGUCAAUUUCAGAAGUCGGAUGCUGCUGGGGGAAUUGGAGAUCAAGCACUGGAGGCAAUCGUUGGAGAAUAGUUUAGCCCCUUCAGGUAAGAAAGCAUCUGGAGACCUUCUGGCACCAUAACAACUGAAUUUCGAUGAGUGCCCAGAGUGUCCUUUUAAUUGCUGUUCACUGGAUGCAAUGCUUGAUUUGUGACCUUGGUAGUUUCCUAGAUCUUGUGUGAUGUUGGGAACGGAUGCUAAGUUCCUGACUCUGUUGUGGAGUAAUAAAUGUCAAAUAAAAAUGAUCUCUGAAGUGUUCAAUUAUAUACUCAAUGGAAAUUGCUGAAAUCAAAACAUAUGACAUGGAGGGAUUACCAUAGUUACGCAGGGAUGGAUACAGACUUCAUUCUACAUUCUACCUUACAAUUUCUUCUGCAUUCUGUACUGAACAUCAUUUUUUAUACUGUUUAGAAAACAAAAUACAUGUAAGAUUGCAAUGUAUUAACAUUAUUUAAAGGAAUAUUCCCGGCACCAACAUAAACACUACAGCCCACUCUUGUGGUUAUGGUGCCAGGAAAGCCUGCUGCCAUUGCACGGUAAGUAGUCAAACUGUUUUUGUAUGGUUUAGUAUUACCUGGGUCCUCUGAGUGCAUGGUUCUGCAUAAUGCUGUGUAGCGUUAAUUGUGCUGAAAGAUAAGAAAUUGGAGCCGUGGCAGCAGGGACGUGACAUAUCCAGGUAAUUUGGCAAUCCAUAAGAAAGCUAAUGUAGGAUGGCACCAGGGCACUUUUAGUACCAUAACCACUUCAACAAGCAUUUGUAGUAAUGGUGCUUGGAGUGUUUCUACAUCAGCAAAACAUGAGUCUUUAAUGUGUUUUCUUGUUUGUUUUGUUUUUUUUGAAGGGACUAAUAAACACAGUGAUAUUACAAAGUGUUGAUUUAAUUAUUCUAUUUCAGUGUAUUUCAGUAAUCCUGCAACUUAUAGUGGCAGCUCUGCUGAUCUACAAAGGAUCCAAGAACAUUGAGUGCGAUGAUCCCGAGCGCAGACUUAGUGACAGGUACGCAGAACAAUGGACAUCUUUAAUACUGCUGUGGGGAAGCUGGUGAAAUAAUGAUUCUUUUCUAAGGUUUUCACCUCAAUAACAUAUUGAUUGUUUCAAACGCUGGGAGGAAAUGUUAUAUAUCAUGUGUUUAUUUGUGUUUAAUUACCAAAUUUUUUAUGUUUUUAAUAUUCGCGUACUGUUAUUUUUAGCUGAAAAGAAACAAGGAUAUAAUGGUAAACAAUAUAGUUUAGCACACUAAGAUAUAAUAGGAACAUAUUUCAUUCUGUGCCUCUAAAGCCAUCUUUCUCCCACUGUUAUUAGGUUAAAGGGACACUGUAAAUACCAUAUCUAAUUCAGUUUAUUGUAUUGCUGGAGGUGCCUCACACUCAGAGAAGGGAUGACACAUUAUCACACUCCACUCCCUUUCUCAAUUUUAUAUUAAGUGUUUUAUACUAAUACUGCAAUAACUGCAAUGCAAUAAUAAUAAUAAGCAAAUGAUCACUGCUGGCUUCCAUAGUGAAGAGGGGGCCCAGAAGACCGACUCCUAGUUGUCCCUCCGGCAGCAUUCUCUCAAGAGCUCAGGCUUUGAGCGUUGCCGUGGGUUGUCAUGGCAACAUUCCACGUGGCACGCAUGCCAGUCUUGCAAGAGAGAAAAGGAGCUGCUGCCAGGCUAUCGGAGGGGGUCGAUGGAGGCUGUGCUCCUUCUUCACUAUAAAAGCAUGCAGAAGCCUACACUGCUCCACCAGGCUCAGCCACCGGCCCACCUUGAAGUGUAUUGUCAUUCUCCUUAGCCAUUGGUAAGUAGCAAGGAUGGGGAAAUAAAAUAAAAAUGCAAAUAGAUUUUUUUAAAUAAUUUUUUAAAAAGCCUCUGCCCCCAGAAAUGUAUACACACAUUGCAUCCACUACACACACACUACAUCCACUAUAAAACACACAUACAUUGCAUCCACUAUAAUACACACACUACAACUACUACAAAGCACACAUAUGCUGCAUCCACUACACACACACUACAUCCACUAUAAAACACACAUACACUGCAUCCACUAUAAAACACAAACUACAACCACUGCAAAACACACACAUACGCUGCAUCCACUACACACACACUACAUCCACUAUAAAACACACAUACGCUGCAUCCACUACACACACUACAUCCACUAUAAAACACACAUACACUGCAUCCACUAUAAAACACACACUACAACCACUAUAAAACACACAAAAGCUGCAUCCACUACACACACACUACAUCCACUAUAAAACACACAUACACUGCAUCCACUAUAAAACACACAAUACAACCACUAUACAACACACAUACGCUGCAUCCACUACGCACACACUACAUCCACUAUAAAACACACAUACACUGCAUCCACUAUAAAACACACACUACAACCACUAUAAAACACACAUACGCUGCAUCCACUACACACACACUACAUCCACUAUAAAACACACAUACACUGCAUCCACUAUAAAACACACACUACAACCACUGCAAAACACACACAUACGCUGCAUCCACUACACACACACUACAUCCACUAUAAAACACACAUACGCUGCAUCCACUACACACACUACAUCCACUAUAAAACACACAUACGCUGCAUCCACUACACACCCUACAACCACUAUAAAACACACAAACGCUGCAUCCACUACACACACACUACAUCCACUAUAAAACACACAUACACUGCAUCCACUAUAAAACACACACUAAAUCCACUAUAAAACACACAUACACUGCAUCCACUAUGAAACACACUACAUCCACUAUAAAACACACAUACGCAGCAUCCACUAUAUACACACAAACACACUGCAUCCUCUUUACUUAUCCUUGUAGCCACACUUGGGGGAAAGCUCAUGGGGCCCAGGCCUUAAGCUGUGUAAGAGGGGAAAAUGUCUAAUGGCAGCCCUGAUUCUGAUCCUGUUCUUCUCACACAGUGACUCACACUGGUCCCUUGAUUCUCACACAGUGACACACACUGAUCCUCUAAUUUUCACAAAUGCUGUCAAAGAGAGUGUUUUUAAAAAUCCUUUCAAUAUUCCCCUUGCUCGACGUGCAUUUAUUAUUAUUAUUAUUAUUAUUAUGUAAGAGUUAAUAGAAGGUAACAGAGUAACAUACAGAUUUGAGUAUCUAGUAAAGUAUCCAGUGUUGGUGCAGAGUGGUACACCCUCGUAAAAAUGAAAUAUCUACUGGAAACACUAUCUAGAUAAGUGAUUUAUUGCAAGUAACCAAUAACCUUAUCCGUGUAAUAAAGAACUCCCACUCAUCCUAGGUUUAUUUACUGCAAGCUAAAUAAUAUCAGAUCGUCAAUCAGCAGAUCUUUCUUUUAUUGAAAAUAACUUGUACUCAACUAAACCUUUCCAGGUUUUUGAAUUUUUGAAGGAAAGUCUAUCCCAAAAUCAUUGUAUGCUCGGAAAUGAUUCCAAUGAUGCACAGAGUCAUUUUAUGAUGUAAUGGUCAAAUUUGACUUGACUUUGACAUUUGAAUCAUUUAACGAACUGGUUACUGUAAUCGAGAAAGCACACAGUCCGAGGUCAUAGAAACCUUAUUAGCUAAUAGUACAGCGUAUUUAACAAAUAUGAUUGGCAGCUUUCUUGUAUUAGAUACAGGUGCUAAAUAUAGCUUCCUUCUCGGCACUCAUAAUGUUUUGCUCAAUGCAGUCUUUGCAUGGGUUCCCUUUGGAGCCUGCCACAGUGUUUUCGCAUCAAGUGUUUUGUAAUUCUCAAAAAAAUGCUAUCCAAGAGCAAUGUAUCAUUAUGAUAAAUGUUACUGUAGAGUUUCUUCAACCCAUCAUCAAUGACCAGGGCUGCCAUAUCAACCAUGUGAUGGUGCACAUAUAAUUUUUUCAUGCUGUUGGGUAGUCCAUUCUACCGGACCUCUACGUAGGGUAGGAUAGCUCUUCUCAUGAAUUGUUGCAUGAGGUAGCAAAAAGCAAAAAUACGAUAAAAUGUGGCAUUUGAUGGAUGAAAAGUUGUACAUGGAAUUAUAUUGGAUUUUUUGUAAAUGUGACUGAAGGUAAGAAUAAUGUGGUCUCUUUCUCAUCUUCCUAUGAGUUGCCACAAUGUGGUAUGAAGAGGUGGUAGGGGGUCUUUAUUUUGUCCUUCUCCUUACAGUAGUUUUGUUUGUAAUUAUAAAUGGAUAUUGCAUCCUGUCUGCAGGUAAAACACGUUGUUUUAAUAUACACCGAGUGUCAGUAUAAAUCACCACUUCUAGACUACCAAUCAAACAAAUAUGAUUUUGCAAAACAAAGGGGUAGGUGUAGGGCCUGGGGUGUCCUUAAAAGUUUAUGUAACGACAAAGAGAAAAAUAUGAGAAGCGAUAGUGUAAGUCUAUUGAUGAUGAGAAAAAUAAGGAAUAAGAUGUACACUUACACACGAGCAGUACGAUCCCCGACUACGGUGAUGCACACCACUCCGGUGCUUAAGUUGGAGCUGGCUUACAGCUCCAGAAAAGUUUAAGUGUACAUCGUAUUCCUUAUUUUUCCCACCAUCAAAUGGCUUACUACACUAUCGGUUCUCGGAUUUUUCUCUUUGUCGUUACAAAAACUUUUAAGAACAUCCCAAGCCUUACACUAGCCCCUCUGUUUUACUUGAGUUUUACUCAAUCGGAGAAGAGAGACGCCGGAUUUGGUUGUUGAGCUGCCGGACAAGACUGUAUCAUUAUUAUUCAAGUGCUGAAUUUUUUCUUCUAUUUUUACUCUCUAUAAAUAGGAGUUUGCAUUGCUGAGCAUUUAAAGGGCUGUCUGUACACUUUAUUCAAUGGAGUCUAAUGUACUCUUAAUUUUCCACUCAUGAAUAUACCACCGUACCUUUGACACCUGGAAACAACACUGCCCUUGGUGUAAUUAUUAGUAUGUCUGAUAGAUUAACCUGAUCAAUGAUUAUUAAGUAGUCGCAUUUCUACAUCACACCCACUGAUUACAGUUUGAAUUUUUCAUAUUCUUUUUUCAUAUAAUAAUAUUUAAAUCGACUUGAUUUGUGCUAAUAUGAAAGAGCUGUUAUACGGUUGUCGCUUCUCUUCACAGCAGGUUACUAAUAACAGAACAGACUGACACAUUCUCAAUCUCCUUUCACCCCCCGUGGUUAUGAGCUGCGUAAAAAAAAAAAUAGCAUUUAACAAUGUAAUUAGAAAACUAUUUUUACUGUGUGAUUCACACAAAAAAUAGUGAUUUAUGCCGAUACAAUCAACAUAUGCUGAUAGUGGGAUGUAUUAUACACUGCCUGUGAACAAAACAUAAGGGAUGCAUUGCUCUGGUGUUGACAGAUAAUGUUAAUUAAUGGGACUUAAAUUGGCAUUGCUAAAUGACUGAGCAUCAUGGGAAAUAUAGUCAAACAUAUCUGCAGUACCAUGGUUUACCAUAACUGGAUUAGAAAAAAAUAAAUCUGCCACUUUUUACAUGUUAGAGGGAAAUAAUGAAAUUUUGUUAAGAAACUUGCAAUAAAGUUGCCAUUUUGGGGGAUACGGGUGAAUUCUUAUUCUGUCAGACAGGGAUUGAAAGUGCUUGCAGAAUGUGUGAAAUCCAGUAUCUAUUUAUAUUGCUUCCUUUUGGCAACUGAGGCCAUGAUUAAUUGAUUGAUUUCCACCAGAUGUGCAUGAAUUACAUAAUUUGGGCAGGCAUCACUUUUAAACUCUGUCUGACAAAUUCAAAGAUUCAUAAGGUUCUUCCACAAAAAAAUAUUGAACUUACAGAUGUGUUUCCAGGAUGUAUGCCUUGUUCAUAUUGGCUCCUGCUAUCGGAGGUUUGCUCCGACUUACUGGGUGAGAAUGCAUCACUUUCUUAUAGAAGUACUGAGAUAUUUAUAUAAAAUACAAAGUGCAAAGUGACAUCUCGACUAAGGCAACAUUGCAUGUUUUAAUCAUCAUGUUUAGCUAGCGAGAAGCUACAUUGUUAGUGACCUUAGUCCAGGACCCUUAUUCAUUCUAGAUUGGCACAGCCUAGACAUUAAAGUGACAGCUGACGUGGACACACAGUACGUUCUGUUUCUGAAUAUGGCUUGUGAUGGUGGACAUGACCACUUAGACUUUUGUAUUCGUGAUACGAUCAUUGCUGCCGAACAGGCUCUAUGUUCUAAACAGCAUUGUAUGUCUAAAACGUUACAGAGUUAUAUAGUUACACUGAAAAGAGACAUUAAGUACAUGAAUUCUAACCUUUCCAAGUGCCUAUGUUUUUGUGUAGCAGAAGGCUGUAAUCCUGUAACACAAAUAAGAAAAUCCAGCGUAUAUGAGAUGUAUUUUAAUAACACAAAAAUAAACCAUGAUUCACAUCUAGCUCUGGAGCAACAUUAUUAAAUUUAAUAAAGUGUGUUUAGUUAAUCACCAUAACAUUUUACUGCCUGAAAUAUAAUGGGAUUCAUGAAAAUUCACUUAAAAUUCCCUUAUAUCUUUAAGGAUGGGGGGUAUGUUUUGCCAUCUUGCACGAGGCAGGCUUCAAUACCGUAGGGUGGCAUAGCACGCCCUAAUGAUUGGGCCUUCGAAACCGGAUAACUACCGUCCUUGCUAGAUCCGAUUGGUUAGACUGCCUGACAACCGAAGUAACGGUACAAGUUCAGAACUUGGACAACUGCCUCCAUCCUUAAGGGGUUCAAGUGGAUCUUCCAAAGGAAGUUCUGUGAUCAAUUUCAGAAUGGAAACAUAUGAAUCCCACAUUUAUUUUCAACAUCUAACCAACAGAAUUCAUAAGUGUCUCAAGAAUAAUACAGUGAUCUGUCAGGGCUUUCUAUAUGUUUCGAUGUAACAUGAUAAAGAUACUUGGGCUGAUUUUAAUUGACAACAAAGAUAGACUGCUUUUCACCCAAUAUUGAGCUACUACAAAAUUAGCUUAUUCCAAAAACAGUCUUCAGGAAAGAGUAAACUACCCACUAUAAAAAAAAAAAAAUUCUGGCAUUUAAUAAUAUCCACUAGAGGUAAACGUGCUCUUACAAAUUAUUGGAACAAUGAGGUUGUGAUCACGUUGACCGCAUUGACAGUUCGUCAUUAGCAGGUUGACAUGUAUCAGAUAUGGGAUUGUGACUUUGUUAAAUGUAAUGGCAUAUUGUAUGGAUACUCCACUUAACAAUAUACCGUCAUGCGGCAAUAAAUACUGUAUAAUCAAAUGUAUACAUUAAAUAGUUACAGGCAUAGAAGUGUUCCCCUAAUACAGUCCUCCUGUCCUUGCCAAGUCCUUUUGUCUUCCCAUCGCUGUAGUUUUGUUUGUAAUUAUAUUAACUCAAGACCCUUUUGUUCUGCUCGCUAGCCAUUCUUUGGGUUAAAUGGUUUUGGAUGUUUUACAAACAAAGUUGGUCAAGUUCCUUUUUUUGCUUGUAAACCACGUAACAGCUUUUGGUGUAAUUUGAACAAUUUUCCGUAUUGGAAUCUUAAUACGUAGUUAGAUUUCCUGGUCAACGGGAUAUAGCAACACCACAAUUACCUAUAUAUAGAAAGUCUAAUUAUGGCCUCAUUAACCAAUUAUCCAUGCCAGCAGCCAAUUAAACUAUCAAUCAGACACUCAUUUGUGACAAGUCUAAUGAGCUGACUGACAACAAUAUACAAUCAUCUCAGGCUUGUAAGACCACAUUGCAAAGCACCUGCCUAUUUUUAGGACUGUUUAACUAAUUUGUACCCAACAAUUUCCAUUUGUUUGAUAUUAACCGCUAUUUAGUCAUAACGUUAAAGACAUAUAAUACAAAUACUGCAAUUAUGUAUUUAUCGAUGUACAUGUAUUCCAAUGACAUCAGGACACAAUGUUUAAUAUAUGAUUUAUUCACGCAGACAACUAUAUUUUGCAAAACUAAAAUUCACCACUAGGUGAAAAAAUGGCGCUGAACACAAGUUAACAUGGUCAAAUUUCAAAAGGACAGUGGCUAUUUGAAACAUAACAGGAAAAAUUGUGAAUUGUUAUUAGAGCAGCAAGCUUGCUUUAGAGGAAUACUGUAAGUACUGUAAUACAGCUUAUUAAAGUGGUUAUGGUACAUUCCUAAGCACAUAUAGCUCAAUCCUUCUGCAGCCGCAUAUAUAAAAUGAAAUUUAAACUUCUGUAUUAUCAUUGCUCCCAGCCAAUCAUUGGUGUCCAAGGCUGGGCAAUUUCACAGCAGGUAUUAUUAGGAAAUGGUGCCCCUAGACUUAUUGCAGAAUAACUACUACGAUGAUCUAUUGGUAAUGCUGCAUAGAUUGCCCCUUUAACCGAGUGGCUUGAAUUCCAUACUGAUUUUGGUAGUGUAUUAGCUAUCAUGGAUCUUUAGGUAACAGUACUUAUCCAUAAUUCUACAACAAGGAGUUUGAAAAAGAUGGGGGGCAAAGUGUUGGCUGGCUGAGCAUUACUGAAGUUGUAGUUCCAACAGUUUCUGUAAUUCCUUUUGAGAAGCCACAGAAUAUUUGAUCAUUCCGUUAAAGAACUAAGCAUAGUUCUUUAAAGUAAGUAUCCAAAAGAUUUAUACCCACAAAUAUGAUGCAGUCAUUAUGUGCAUCUCCCCAGCCAAUCACAAAUAUUGGCUAGACAACAAAAAACAGUGAUGUGCAAAAAAUAAAAUAGAAUAUAAAAUCAAUAAACAUAAAAUUGCGUGAAACACAACAAAAACAGGAUUGAUAUUUUCAUGCAGAACACAUUAUUAUCGUCAAUAUUACGGCCAAAUGUUCCACUAAAAAUCUGAGUAGAUUUAUGUGCCCUGGUAACUGUAAGUUUUAAACUGAAAAAUCUUUAGAUCACUAUUUUUUUUUUUUUUUUUUAAAUGUACGGCAGGCAGCACUUUGUUUCCCAUACAAGUAACCCAUAAUGCAUGGAGAAAAACUUUGAUUAUGAAAAAAACAUUCAAAAUAAAACACACUGGAAUGCAUUAUUUUGUGGAGUUUACAUGUUUUUAUGCUUAUUGAUUUUAUUUUCCUUUUUAGUGACUCAUGUUUUUGUUAUUUUACAGCUUGCUACUUUUUAAGCAAUCACAUACUCUAUUUAAAGUCUAGCACAUGUCUACAUUGAAAUCAGUGUUACCCCAUAGGUGCACAUAAAUGUGUGAUAUAUAUAUACAUAUAUAUCACAGCAGAUCCUAGCUAACUAUAAAUGAGUAGGACAUUCCAUUCUAUAGAUCCUAGCUAACUAUAAAUGAGUAGGACAUUCCAUUCUAUAGAUCCUUGCUAACUAUAAAUGAGUAGGACAUUCUAUUCUAUAGAUCCUUGCUGUAACGGCACCCCCAGGCAUAAAAGGGUUAAACCGCCGUUUAGAUGAUCUUCCCCUUCCAGAGACACAGGCACAGAUACUGUAGACACCAAUCCACCGAACUGGAGAAGCAUAUGAAUGCCGUAAACAGCUGAACCGGAACCACACAAAUGCUGUAAACAGCCGAAUAGGAAAAACCAUACAAAUAGGUUUACACUCCUAGCAGUCAAACUGGAACAGCAUACAGUAAAUCCCCCCAAGAACGAGACAAAGCUCUGUGUUGAGGGUCAAGCAGUGAACAGACAGAGCUGUAGGUUUAUUGUUCUUAUAUACACAUUAGUACCACCCACAGGGUUUGGGAAAACAACCAAUAAACACAUACAAUACACUCAGACACUCCCAUACAAAAUCCUCCCCUCUGUCUGUGAUACAAUUACCUCACACAAUGGGUUAAUGUAAUUAUCACAGGCAGAGAAAUACAGUUUUUCCACAUUAUUCAUAACUUUAAAAGUACACAUCACAUUCACGUAAAACUUACAUUUUCAGAAUCAGCAUACUCCAAAUACAAGCAUAUGUCAAUAUCAUCCAAACUGGUCCAUUGGUUCAAACCAGUUCCACAGAGUCUUCUAUCCUGGAGAUAAUUGGGAAGUAAUCCAAGGACAGAGGCAAAACUCCAUUAAGCACAUGGCAGUAAAAAGACAGUAAAAUACAAUAAAAUACACAAGGUUACAUUUAUUACAUAAAAUACAGACAUGCAACAUAUCCCCAGAUAGCUUAGGUCUGAGCGCACAUUAUUACUGAAUGGCGCUCAGACUACACACAUACAGUUCAAUUGCCAUGGAGCCAAAGUCUUUUAUUACACGAAUAGGCUCCAUGGCAUAGCUAUCUGGGUUAAAUGAGUUAAUUCAGUAAAUCUGAAAAUCUACCGAACGCCAGGGCAGAAAUACAUGAAUAGACCUUUCUGCUAGGAAAAUAAAGUAUUUAAAUGCCGGUCCAUAGUCAAAAGGCAGCAGGCAGGCAACCAGGCUCCUCCAAUGCACAGUGGCGAGAUUGGUCUCGUCACACUUGCUAACUAUAAAUGAGUAGGACAUUCUAUUCUAUAGAUUCUGGCUAACUACAAAUGAGUAAGACAUUACAUUCUAUAGAGCCGGACUAACUAUAAAUGAGUAGGACAUUCCAUUCUACAGAUCCUAGUUAACUACAAAUGAGUAGGACAUUCCAUUCUAUAGAGUCGGACUAACUAUAAAUGAGUAGGACAUUCCAUUCUAUAAAUCCUGGCAAACUAUAAAUGAGUAGGACAUUACAUUCUAUAGAUUCUGGCUAACCGUAAAUGAGUAGGACAUUCCAUUCUUCAGAUCCUAGCUAACUAUAAAUGAGUAGGACAUUCUAUUCUAUAGAGCCUGGCUAUAAAUGAGUAGGAUAUCCCAUUUUAUAGAUCCUGGGCAAGUAUAAAUGAGUAGCACAUUGCAUUCUAUAGAUCCUGGCUAGCUAUAAAUGAGUAGGACAUUCCACUCUAUAGAUCCUAGCUAAAUAUAAAUAAGUAGGACAUUCUAUUCUACGCAGUCCUGCUAAAACAAAAUGAGGACAUUGCAUUGUGAAUAGCUAAAUAUAUAGGAUAUUCAUUUUAAGAGAGCAUGGCUAAUUGCAAAAGAAUAGGACAUUCAGUUCUAUAUGGCUUGACAUAAUAUGCAGAAUAUUCCAUUCUACAGAACCUGAAUAAUGAUAAAUGAAUAGGACAUCACAUUCUGUAGAACCUGAUUAAUGUUAAAUCUACAGGACAUUUCCAUCUACAGUUCACUGGUUUUGUUAAAGUAAGAUAUUCUUCUUCUGGCUAACCACACAUGACUCUGUCAUAUAAAAAAGACCAAAUUAAUAGGUUAACAUAUAUAUUCAUUGAUCUUCAAAUAGUUAAUGGAAGAAUUCAUGAAUUUAAAUAUAAUUAUUUUCUAAUGGAAAUACCGUAAAGCCUCUUAGCUUACUCUCAUGCAUCAUGUUCCUCUUGGAAUCAUGGAUGAAUCCACCAUCAUAGGGUAGACUUUCAUGUUCUGUUCAUACCCCCUGUGUGAUUUAUUUCUUACUUGGGUACAAUCAGGAGAAAGAAUAAGGCUCUUGCUUUUAUUAUUAAUGUCCGGUGAGAUUUGCUGUAUAUACCUCAUGGAAGCUGCAAUUAGUUGAGCAAAAAUAUGAUAAAACUGAAUAAAAUAGAACAAAAAAUUCAAUGCCCAUUUUAAAGACUGAAACUGGUGACCCUUAGCUGAAAAUGAGACAUAUAGGAUAAUCGUGAACUGCAAAGCACUAACGUGCAGUGCCGAUGGGAGUAAAGAGGGAUGAGCUGGGGGCUGGUGUACCCGCAAUCAGGCUGCCCACUGCUGGAGGGAGACCUGUCAGUCUCUCUUUCUUAAUUGACAAAAUUUUGGAUGAAUGCCCGCCUCCACACGCAAGGCCCACCUCCUGAACGCAAGUCCCGCCUCCACACACGUUGCUGACCUCGCUCUAAAGAAGGGCUUCAAAAUGGCAACUUCACCUACCAGUAUGCUUGUAUGUGUGUGUCAGUGAGCUUGUCCAUAGUAAGCAUGUGUGUGUCAUUGACCUUGUCUGUUGGAAGCAUGUGUGUGUCAGUGAGUGUUUCUGUAGGGAGCAUGUACACACUCUACAAGCUGGAUGUUUUGUAGGGAGCAUGUACACACCCUACAUGCUGGCUAUAAAGUAGUCCUUAACUACACCCCAUUAAAGAGAGUUUCCCCUCGCAGGUAUUAUUCAAAAACCCUCAUAAACUAUCCAUAGUGAUGAAAAAAUGUACAAUAAAUUAUAAAGUUGAGAGUGAGCCUGACGCGCGUUUCGACGCUACUACAGCGCCUUCGUCUGAGGCAAUGUCUUGCCACCCCAGAGGAUUGAGUAAUAUAGAAACACAUAAUAUAUAUACUAUAUAGAAACACAUAAUAUACACAUAAUAUAUAUAUUAUGUGUUUCUAUAUUACUCAAUCCUCUGGGGUGGCAAGACAUAGCCUUACAUAUUACAUGUGACAAUACAUGGCACAAUGACUUAUGGGCCUGGCAUAGAUUUUUUUUUCCCAGGGCUUUUUUUUUUUUGUGUCCCCAGUCCGACCCUGCUAACGUGUGAUUGGUUAGUUAGCACAAAACACUAACCUUCAAAGAUAACUGGUCUGCACUAAAUAUUAUACUGUGUCAGUACAGUGUGACCCGUGAUAGGGAUUGCAACGAAUUAAACAUGACAAAAAUGAACAUCUGCAACAAUAACAGAAGAGAAAAAGGUGCAUUGAACAGAACAAAGCCAGGCACAUCCGCUAACAUAAAAAUGCAUUUGGUUUUCCUCUAAAGAGGUUCUGAUGGAUCUGCCCUGACAAUUUCUUAAUAAUUGUUUAUUUAUUCAUUAACUUAUGCUGUGCUAUUUUGGCUAACUACAGAGGAACAAAAAAGUCCAUCAUGCCAUCAAAAAGCUAGCAUUAGGACAGAUGGUAUCCUAGAUUUGCAAAGAGCUUUGGGUAAUUAAAAGAAGAUUCAUUAUGUAAGCAUAUUCGUGUACACUGUUGCAAGAGAUCCUAUAUAUUCAGCCGUAUCACAUUCUGUCCGUGUGUUCCAUGGGAAUAUGGCUUAAACGUACUCUGUACAGAAUUAGAUCAUCUCUAUUAUCCCUCGUCCUGUGCGUUAGGUUGACAUAUUAUUAUUAUUUAUUUCAUUUUUUUGCAGAGAGGUGGAGGAUUGAGUUGUAACCCUUUAAAUGCCAUUGUAAUACUUGGCAUAAUGUGUUUAAUAUCUCGGACAAUGAAAGGUUUGCAGGUUCAUCAUAUCGUUAACACUGCAAACAAUAACAUAACAAAAUCAAAAUUAGCUUUUUUGUUUGGGGGAGUAGUGUACAAUGUUCUACAAGGGAACAUUGCGAUAUGCUGUUCCUGUUCAUUUGAUACUUUGUACAGUUCUUUAUUAUCAACCGAUAAGUGAAAAUGUAAAAUUGUAAGUAGUAAAAUUGUAUCUUAGUAUUAAAUAAAAAAUGUAAAGUCCAUCUGAGGUGAUCAAAGGUUAAACACAACUAGGUUAAUUAUCGAAAAAUUUAAAAGACAAGAGAUGAGGCUAUUAAAUGGCUCACAAAAAAUUCAGUGGGCAUCGAAGGGGUGUGAAUUUAGGAACCUUUGACCUGAUAAGUUACCGGAGGUAGAAAGAAUUCUGGAAUGGUACCAUCAAUCACCAGCAACAGGCUGACCUCACCCUGGUCCAGUUACCUGGGGGGUGAGGGGGUAGAGGACAGAAAGAAUUGAGUAGUGUCAUUUUUGUACCAUGAUAAUUGAUACUUUUGCUCACUGCAUAUAUCAGAAAGGGUGUUUCCCCUGACCCUUCUGCAUUUUAUUCCCGCAAAGACUCCAGCAGGAGCACAGGUUGGAUUUUGAAUGGGUGAUCUAUGGCCCACAUAACUCUGGCUGCAAAUACCAAAAGACGUGAGCUGACACUAAUUUGAUAAUCCUUUUUUAUUUGAGCCAGGGGCUUGUGUCACCCUUUUCCUCACCAUUAUCUCAUUAAAUAAUGAGCUGAGGCUACCAGUAAAAAUUCAUUUUCUGGCAAGUGUGCUUUUCUUUUUUUUAUUUUAAAUAAAUUACUUCAAUUGUUUCUGGACGUACAACUAGAUUAGAGUUAGCCAACAGGUAAUUGUUUUAAAGGCAAUUUUCUUGGUGUUAAAAGUAUAGACAUGCAUAAUAUAUUUAUAUAUAUAUAUAUAUAUAUAUAUAUAUAUAUAUAUAUAUAUAUAUAUAUAUAUAUAUAUACAUAUAUAUAUAUAAAUUAUAUAUCAUCAUGUAAAGGUUACAUGCCUGUAGCCAAGUUAUACUGCAGAAUAGGAAAGACACUAACAUACUUUGGGACUGAACAUGUGGUUGGCCACAGAGUGUGUACUUGCUACAUAACAGCGACAUUUAGGAAACGCAAUUAUCAACCUGGUGUUGUGUUUACAAACAACUAAAUAAUCAUACUCUAUAAACAAAAGUGAAAAUAACUUCAGAGUGGUAAAAAAAACAACAACAAUUAAAACACACUAUAGACAGUAGGCAUUGGUGCUUUUUAAAUAUAAUCCAUAUCGUCAGACAAAGCUUAGCUAAAGGUCAUAAGACUUUUAGUACCUCACCUUUCGUACUAUCCUUUGUGUUAGGUGCUCAUGAUAGUACAGAGUAAAAUACCAUAAUUAAAUGUAGGAUAGUAAAAAGGGCAAGUCGGUUGUGGUGUGCCGGAACCGACGAUGAGGUAGGCCUGAGAAAGAAGAGGGCCUACCCAGGAAAAAGCAAUAGAAAGGAAAUAAAUGUUAAAAUGUGGUGUGGUGGGAGGGUCAUACAACGCUGACCUCGAACGGUAAGGAGCAAGGUAAGGGGUGUGCCUUAAGUAGGCUAGGAGUGUAUACCAAGCACCUCCCACAAAAAACGGAAAAUUGCCUUAAUACUUGUGUUAGGUGCUCAUGAUAGUACAGAGUAAAAUACCAUAAUUAAAUGUAGGAUAGUAAAAAGGGCAAGUCGGUUGUGGUGUGCCGGAACCGACGAUGAGGUAGGCCUGAGAAAGAAGAGGGCAAAAAUUAAGUAAUCACAUUUAUUACAGACAACCAAUACAGAUACAUAUAUCAACCAGACAUGUUUUUGAAAGCAUCCCUAAAUUCUUGUACUGGGUUCGGUAUGUAUCGUGAGUAAGCGGAUGACUUCCAGCGCCCCGGUGUUUUUAUAACAUGAACUGGAAUGUUGACACUUGAGGCUGUGGACGCUUCCUAUGCGGAAGGAGUGCCAUGAGUAGUUAGCUGCUUUGAGGCCCAGUUGAGUGAGCAAAGACCUGACAUAGGUCAUGAAGGUUGUAGUGGUGAGUACCGAACUUUGUAAUAGUAGUAAUGGUUGUGAUGUUAUUGAAAUAUGAUGCUGUAGGUAUGCAUCCAGAACCUUGACGGGCACCACUUGUUGUGCGUGGGAUAGUAUGGAAUGUUUACUGGUAUGUGCUGGCUGGUUUUGGAGUGAGGUAGCGUCAGGAUGUAAUGAUCCAUGUGUUUUGUUAAGUGGGAAUAGAGGAGAAUAGGAGCAGAUUGUGUUAUGUUGGUUGUAGUAAACUCUCUAGGUCUUAGGAAUCCAUAGAAAGCUAUGUAUAUUGCUGCUUUGAUGACAGAAUUUGUAUUGGUGUCAAAAGGUUUUAAAUCAAGCAGGUUAGAUAAUGCUUUGAAGAUAUGGUUAUCUAUGGGUAGCUUCUGUGAUGUAGGUGUGGGUUCAGAUUUCUGAAUGCCUCUGAGUAUGGUCUUGAUCUGGUGAGAGGCCAUGAAACUAGUGUUGUUAGGUUGUAAGAUUAGCAUUUGGUGUUGAAUGCCUGUGAGAUAAAGUUUGAUGGUGUUAUAUGACAUUUUAAGUUUAAGGUGGCAAAAAGAAGCAAAACCCAAAAAAGAUGUCAUAACAAAUGGUUGCAUGAUGUUAUGUUCCAAAAGGAAUCUUUUGAAUAUUGUAAAAGCCCUGUCGUAUGUUUUGUGUGUAUUCUUUGACAGUGCCAAUUGAGACAGUGUCCUGCUAUGAUGCAUGAUGAUAUCUAGUCCAGUAUUAGUUGUUGAAAUGUUGGAGUGGUAGUGGCUGUGAGCGCAGCUGACGGGAGUGCUUGAUGAAAUGCCUGAAAUUUAAAAUGAGACAAAUGUCAGAAGCUGUGUUACAUAUUCCUGGAACAUGGAAACAAUAUAGAAAGAAAUUAUGACAAGCUGCUAACCACGUGAGUUUCCUCAGAAAUCUCACGAUCGUAAGGGAUUUGGAGCGACCUUUGUUGAUGAUGUGACAGGUUGUCUGGUUGUCUGAGUAACAACAAACUGGCAUAUUUGCCCAUAAAUGACCCCAUGCUAUGGCAGCCGCCACAAUGGGAUAGAUCUCAAAGAGAGCUGAGGUAGUGGAAAAACCUUUCAAAUCCUGAACUGCUGUAGGCCAGCUUCCCCAAAGCCAUUCGUUCCCAAAAAUUGCUGCAAAACCUGUGGUAGAUGCUGCAUCUGACCAAAUAGUAGGUGAUGAGUCAGUCAAUUGAGGGAGGAACAUACUUUUACCAUUCCAAGUGGUUAAAAAUUCCUUUCACAUGCGUAGGUCUGCCGUAGCUUGGUUAUCUAAGGACAACCUGUGUGUGUCGUGUAGGAAGCGUGGAAAAACAUACAAGAGUCGUGAUAUGAAGGAGCGGCCUUGAGGUAUGAUACGCAUGGCAAAAUUUAGUGACCCCAGCAGGGACUGUAGCUCUUUGCGGUUGCAAGUACCGAGCUGAAGGUAGCGGUUGAUGUAAGUAAGAAUGUUCUCUAUCUUGUCAUGUGGUAGGCUUGCUUGCAUUGUGGUUGAGUCUAAUUGAAUACCCAGGAAAGUGAUAAUCGUGUCUGGCCCCUCCGUUUUCUUAGGGGAGAUUGGUACACCUAGUUGCUCGAAUAGCUUGGUGGUAGCUUUGAGGCUUCUAGGAGGGGAAGUAUUUUCCUCGACCAGUAAGAAGUCGUCCAGGUAAUGUAAUACCGUAGGGCAUUUGGCUAUGUUCAAUAGUAACCAGCACAAUGCUUCGGCAAAUGUGUCGAAAAUAGCUGGGCUACUUUUGGACCCAAAAGUUAAACGGGAGAAAAAAUAUUAGUUCCUGGCCCACUUGAUUCCAUGCAGGUGCCACAGUGUGGGGUGGAUUGGUAGCAAUUUAAAGGCAUUAGUAAUAUCGGUCUUACUAAGCCAGGCUCUGACCCCUGCUUGUAUGAUCGCUGUAAUGGCGUGAUCUAUGGUGGUGUAUUGCAGGGAGAAUUCCUCGGAGGGUAUGAGGGAAUUAAGACUGGGGUUGGCCGAUGAGUGUGGUGCAGACAAGUCAAUGAUGAGUCUCUGUUUAAGGGAAGAUUUCCCUGUGACAAUACCAAUGGGGUUAGUACGCCAUUCUUUGAAUGGAGGAGCUUUGAAAGGCCCCGAUACGAAACCCUCAGCAACUUCUUGGGCUAUGAGAGUGUCAACAGCUGUGGGAUUAUGUUGUGCGGAUUGUAGAUUAAGGCAUUCCAGAGUCCCGGUUGGUAUGUGUAGAAUACCCGUGUGGAAGCCUUCUGUUAAACCAGAGAUAAGAAAGUCCACCAAGUAUUUAGACGGGUGAUGUGACAUAAAUGCAGUAAACACCGGCAUAUUGAUGGACGUGAGGUAAGGCUUAGAAUACAUUUUAUUUGGACACAUGGUUUUUGCAUGUGCCCUAAAACAUUUUAAGCAGAUAUGCAAUAAUCUGCAACCGCUAUAAUUACAAGACCCAACAUUGAAAUUAUUACAUAUUGUGGACUUGCCCAGGAACUUGAUCGGGCAUCCCAGUUUGUCUCUGGUCACUUUCUCUGGAACACCAGAGGAACUAGCUCCUUGCGUGGAGGCAUGCUCGUCAGCCGUGUUGGGACAGAAAUUUGUCGUAUGGGCUGUAGAGGAGCAGUAUGCACAAGCCAGUGUUCUCGGACCUGCAAAGUGUCUGCAAAAUAUGACGGUAUCUAUCCUUCCCCAGUUGGAUCUUGUUCCAUACUGGGAGAACGCUCCAGACACUUUUGCAGAAAAAGACCUAUGGUAGUCAUAAAAGGCUGAACCACCAUAUGUGUUGCCCAGGUCUACCAGCUUGUGCAUAUAAAGAUCAAACUCCUCAUUCUAUUGGGAUAGACCGCACAGGUGACAUCCCGGUAAAUACCAAAGGCCAGUACAAACACGGGGAUAGUCAGUUUCCUGUUUAGGCGGGCGUCCCUACAUCUGACAACAACAGACACAUCAUCAUAAGCAUAAGUCUUAUUCUCCACAAUAUCCUGGGAGGCAAUCAGCAGAGAAGCUAGGUUGACAUCUUUACCUUCUUUUUAUGUGCUCAGGGAUCAUAUGAGCAGGGCUAACUUCCUGGUCAUCCGAGGUGAUGGUUGGAGGAACCAAUAGCAAGUCGGCUGGUGCUUGUGAAGCAGCAGCAGGUGGCCCUGCUAGAGUAAGGGCCGUGGUGACCGACUCAAGUUUCUCCAACCUGGAGUUGACCUUGCUCAUGGAGGCCAUGAGUGAGGAUAACAUGGAAUGUACGUCUCCUGGGUUGGACUGGCUAGGUCCUUCACCGGGAUCCAUGUUGUUAUUUGAGGUACGUAGCAGUUUGAAAAGUUCUGCUUUCCUUGCUGUAGCGGGGUAGGGGAUUUGCCGUCUCCUUAAUUUGGUAGUUAUACGAGGGAUCGUCCAGGAUCUGAUCGAUGCUGGACUAUUUACCUCUCCUCCUUGUGUAGGAGUGAUAGCUCUAGCUGGAGUGCUAGGCAGGGAGAAAUCCUCUACCCCUUCCUGAGACAUACUAUAACCAAAACAAUUAAUUAGUGUAUGAAAAACCACCAAAAUCGUACUGGCAGGCUAGCUAAGCCGGAUAGCGAAACAUUACACUUGUUUGGUGACAAUUGAGGCCCUACUAGUUGCCAAGUGGCUUGAGAGGCUCUAUCUAUGCGUUGGCGCGAGGGGAUUUGAGGCCACCCAUCGUAGUGGCAGGAAUUUUAACCCUUUCAGUGACUGUAACAUAGAAAACAGGGGAAGGGAGUGACAGGUGAGGCCCUCUCUAUGCAACAUGCGAGGCGGCUAUCUAACGUGUGGCCCGAUGGGUUUUUGCCUCUGAAACAUUGAGGCGGGGUGUUGGCCUCGCGGGACCACUAACUGAUGGCAAUGCCAAGAGCAUUGGGAAGCCUAUGACCCUAUUGCCAGUACUCUAACCUAGGGGGGAAGAAAUUAAAUGUAUGGCAGAAUACCAUAUGAGCAGGUGUACGUACCUGGUAGUAUGUAUAUCUCACAGGAAACCGUGUGAUGAAAUAUCUAUUUAAACCUGGACAGCCUGAAAAUGGGUAAAAUAGAGUAGAAUAGUGAGUGUGGACUGUGUGGGAAUGAAGUAGACUGUGUAGCACGUACCAGUGAUGUUUUUUAAGGCUUGCUUGGCAUAUUACUUGGUAAAUGAAGUGUAGUGAUAUACCAUGAGAGUAUAAAUGUGUUACUAAGGCAAAGUGAUGCUGUGUCUUUAAUGCACAGUUCUGUAUAAAACAGUGGGGAAUAUAUGAUGGUGUCAAAUAGAAAAGAACAUGGAUGAGGGAGCCUGUGGCCUAUAUUUAAACAGCGUUAUGUAUGAUAUGUAAUAGAAUAACAAAAAAGGGCAGGGAUACACAAAAUGCCUUAAAGUGAUGUAAAGUUAUAUAUAUAUAUAUAUAUAUAUAUAUAUAUAUAUAUAUAUAUAUAUAUAUAUAUAUAUAUAUAUCUGUAUUGAAAAAAGACGUAUGAUUGGUUGGAUCAGUACGUGAUUCAACCCGAGAAUUUAUUGCUUGUAAAAGGAAACUGUACCCUUAUGUAUGUGUCGUAGUUAUAACACAGAAAUGAGGCUUGUAAUGUAGGCUGAGUCCAUUUGAAUGAAUGGGUAAGUAUGGCAGACCCCUGAAAGUGUGGGAGUCAAAAUGAUCCAUACAGAUAAGUAAGCUUGGUUUUGCAUGGACAUAAUACAAUACUGAUACCUUUAAACAGUAAUAGAAAUAAUCUGUCUAUUUAACCCCUUAAGGACACAUGCCAUGUGUGACAUGUCAUGAUUCCCUUUUAUUCCAGAAUGUUGGUCCUUAAGGGGUUAAACAAGCAAUUCGUUAACAUAUGUAUGUUAUAUAAAUAAAAUGGUGAAUGUAAUCCACGAAAGGAUUAUGCGUAAUACAUAGAAAUAAAAUCGAAACCCAAUGUGAGGGAAAACAGAAGUUGGAACGAAUAGUUUAAACGUAUGAAUUUUAUGCGAACCGCAAGCGUGUUUGAGCGUAUCAUGAAAAAGUGCAGAACAGCAAAACAACCGAAAUGAUAAUCUGUUUCAAUGUAACAUGGAAUAGUUAUUUGCGAAAUGACUACUUAUACGAAUAUACUGGUUAGCCGAAUGACCGUACCAAUGAAAACCGCGAACGGCUUGUACAAUUUGUGACAUAACAGGGAAAAACCGUAAAGCGAGGACCCGUGCUGUACCGUACGCCGUGGGAACCGAUCCUGGCGUGACAGGUAGGUCUAACUUACGGUUUAGGAGUUCCUGGGACGCGAUCUACGACGAUGACCGGGGUCAGAAGAAGCUGGACGGACGGAAAAGGCCUGAACAGGAUUCCUGGAUACAAUUUGCCGCGGAAAAACCUUGUGGAUACUGAAAAAACAAGAUGGCGUCUGAGAGAACCCGGAAGUGGAUCCCCUUCAACGCUGACCUUGAACGGUAAGAAACAAGGUAAGGGGCGUGCCUUAAGUAGGCUAAGAGUGUAUACCAAGCACCUCCCACAAAUCCAGGCAAAUUGCCUUAAUACAUAUAUAUAUAUAAAAAUUAUAUAUCAUCAUGUAAAGGUUACAUGCCUGUAGCCAAGUUAUACUGCAGAGUAGGAAAGACACUAACAUACUUUGGGACUGAACAUGUGGUUGGCCACAGAGUGUGUACUUGCUACAUAAUAGCGACAUUUAGGAAAUGCAAUUAUCAACCUGAUGUUGUGUUUACAAACAACUAAAUAAUCAUACUCUAUAAACAAAAAAAAAAUAACUUCAGAGUGGUAAAAAAAAAAAAACAACAACAAUUAAAACACACUAUAGACAGUAUUGGUGCUUUUUAAAUAUAAUCCAUAUCGUCAGACAAAGCUUAGCUAAAGGUCAUAAGACUUUUAGUACCUCACCUUUCGUCCUAUCCUUGGUCUAAAUCAUAAAUGGAGGACCACUUCAAUUAUAUCUCUUGUUUAAAAAUUAGAAUUUAAUUGCUAGGCAUAGACUAUUUUGCUCAGGUGUUGGAUCCUAUAAACAGAGACACUGACAUUGGUGAUUUAAUUUUGCUAUAGACCUCGAUAGAUGAAUAAACAAUGCAUUGCCAGUGUUAUACUUAUCAAAGGUCAUUGAAUCCAGGCAUAAAGCUAUUGAAAUUUUUUUUUUACUUUGUCCUUUGAAAUGUUCUUCUGACAAUGCAAGAAUAAAGAGUUUUUCUGAUUGCCUCCUAUUGACCUGGUUUCUGUGGAUCACUAUUUCUGUAUACAAUUACGUUUACCGUGUGGAUUAUGAAAUGUUAAUAUCAUGUAACAGUGACCAUCCUUGAGGAACCUUGAGGAACCUUGAGCAAUCUUCUGUCAGAAACCUUUCUGUCACAGCAUUGGGGCUCCAAAUAUUGUCCUAGAUCAAAUAUAAUAGUUACAAUUUCUACAGUGGCCAUCAGUUCUAUUGUACAAGCCGCUUAGCGCAUAAGGUUGGUGGUUAUCUGCUAAGAUCAUACAAUGCAAUACCAUCCACAGUUCUAAAUUAAAGUUUUAGGUCCAGGGGACAAACUACAAGGUUUGAACUGCAAUUUACUUUUCUGGAGUCUUGGCACUUUUCGCAGCUAAUUGAGAGUAAUUGGCCGGUCAUCUCAUUUACAUGUAAUUAGUUCAGUUGAAAAUUUUACGCAAUCGAUUUGCAUAAAUAAAUCUGGAUUUAAGAUCAUGGUUUAAAAAUAUCUCAAUAGGUCUUUUGGUUAUAAUAGUCAGGGGUCCCAGUGACUUCAAAUUGCACCUAAUGCUUUGACUAUGAGUUAAGCCUUUUUACUGAAUCAUCAUGUAAACAGAAUGCCUGGUCAGUAUAUAUUUUUAUCCAUCUACAAUUUCUGGGCGUUCUCUUCCACUAACCUCCAUCGAGCUUCUACAGAAUCAGUUGGACUGGCGAAAACCCAUGCACGUCUUUUUUACCUUUAGUAAAUCUGCGAAAUUGCCACGUAGUAUGAAUUCGGUAAUUUUCAUAGGAUUUUGUCCAUUCAGACAAAAUCUGGUGCUUAGUGAACAACACUGUUUUACAUCUAUAUUAAAUAACGUUGGAUUUAGAUCAUUUACAUCAUGGCAAAUGAUUUAGACACACUGCUAAGAUAUAGGCUUCCAUUACAUUGUCUAUAUAUAUAUAUAUAUAUAUAUAUAUAUAUAUUUCCUAUGUACAUAUACACGGAUCAGUCACAACAUUAAAACCUGCCCUAAUAUCACGUAGGUCCCCCACAAAAUAGAUCUGAUGCGUAGAGGCAUGGACUUCACAAAACAUCUGUAUGUGCCCUGUGGUAUCUGGCACCAAGACAUUUGCAGAAGAUAAUUUAUGUCCUGCAAGUUGCAAGGUGGGGCCUCCACUGGAUCUUUCUGUGGUGGACAGGGGUCAUCACGGAUAAUCUGACCAGUCUGCAGCUAAGCAGCCCCAUACUUAGCAAACCAUGAUGCACUGCAUAGUCUGACACCUUUCUAUCAUGGUCAGCAUUAACUUUUUUAGCAACAGAGCUACAUUCGUUAUUUUGUGUGAUUGGACCAGACAGGCCUGGGGCUCCCAUGACCCAUGAUGCCGGUUGUCCUUCCUUGCACCACUUUUGGUAGGUAUUAACCACUGCAUAUCGGUAACAUCCCACAAAACUGGCUAUUUUCUAGUCAUCACUAUUUAGUCUGUGUCAAAGUCACAGAACAACAGAUAAUACGAAGAUGUAACUAGUCUCAGUAUGGAAAUAAUCCUGGGACCAGUUACAUCACCUAGAAAUAUAUAUAUAGCGUAAUGCGGUGUAGUGAAAAGUCUGACUACCGCGUCUAUAGUAAAUACUAUUAGAGACCAAAAGUCCAAAUAAUCAAACAAAAGUAUAUACAGGUGGUACUAAUGAUUCUAUGCCAACCCCAGAGGGAAAAUGUAAAUACACGGUACAUAAUAGUUACCCAAACCUAAACAUGAGCUUUAAUAUGAUGUGCUGCAUAGGGAUUAAUGAGAUAACUAUGUCCCAAUUAUAAGUUCCUUCUGGGAAGAGUCUAGUGUUAAAAUCUUUCCAAAGCAUAAAUUAUAACUGCCUUUAAACCAACUAUCCAAAGGAUAGUAAUACUCAAGCACUAUCUAUCCAAAUUAGUUAAUUUACGUGUGGAUUUGAGUAUAGAUAAACUAUUCCUUAGGAAAACAGGAGGUUGUAAAGAUAACGACACAAUGGAACAUUAAGGAGAGAUAUGAAAUAAUAUAUAGUAGAAAAUUCAGUCUAUAACAGACUGAUAAGAUUAAAUUAUUAAGCCUCUCUCCCUGUAAAACUAACUAGACAGGCAUAGAAAAAAAAAGUUAAAAAAGAGAGAGCAAAAAUUCAAAAGUUUAAGUGACAAUCAUGGUGCUACAACCACCAGUGCCCAGUGCUCAUAUGCAAGAUAUGAGGAAAAACGCCCAACGCAUGUUUCGGUGCCUAAUAAGAUGCACCUUCGUCAGGGGCCAACAUGAAACUAAUAACUGGUCUCUUAAAUACUAAAUUUACCAGGGGACAUGAAUACCUGUGUCCAAUAGGGUUUGGGGAGAUGCCGCCUCAUGUGAAUCCGGUUACCGUUAAUGCAGGGGGUGGGGGGGUUAAAUGGUUGUUUAUUACAAGGAGGGAGCUGGUAGCGCUGCCAGCUCCCUCCUUGCAUUAUUUUUAUUGGCGCAUGUGCAGUGUGUCCAAUAAACGAAAGAACUGAAACGAAAAGCAAUGCAUUUGGCAUUUGCCCUUUCGUUCAGUUUCUUUUUUGUGUGUAGGACUUUUGUUUACGUUUCGGUAAACGAAUACGAAAAAAUCCAAAUUUUUGUGCGAAACCGUGUUUGUACGAAAACAAAUGCACAUGUCUAUUCCAUAUUGUCGGUGUGUCUAGAUGCAUAACAGAGCUCCACAGCAAUGUUACUUCCAGUAAUGUGUCUUUAAACUACAAUAAAUCAGUACAUCUGAUCUGAAUUAUGUUUUAGUUCAUUAAAUUGUUAUUGGUAAGUCACCCAAAAUUUUCCAGGUCAGCUCCAUCCCUGGCCACUAACUCACACCCCUAAAAUGAAAGUGUCCCUCUUUGUUCAUUUGAAAUGUUGGGAGGUUUGCAGUUCCCGUAGUUAUGUGUCAGACAGAGGGUCAUGAGGAAAUAUGGUUAAAAUUAGCCCUCCCUCAUGCAAGACAUGCUUCUACAUUGAUCAAUUAAACAAGUUUUUUUGAAGACUUGGAAUCUACUAUUAUUAUCCUAUAGUACAGAGUCUGGCUGCCACGACUUAGAUAUAUCAAAAGUGUCACCAACAAGUAUGUAGGGCAAAUUUAAAAAAUGUAUUUCUCCAUGGAUACCAGUGGAAUCAUUAUUGUUUUCAAAGGCAUUUGUUGCCCUGUUUCUGUUAGAAGCGCGUAAAUCUCCCCCAGGAACGGUGCUACAUUCUAAAAACACAAGAGGCUUUAACCCAAUGGAAAAUUUGAUGAACUUUGGGAGUUUAAACCAAAUCUUAACAGCAUCACCUCUUCCCCCUAAGUAGCUCAGCAGACCAUGAUACAACUGUAACAUUUAAAUUAAAAUAUGCUCAGCCCCCCAAAUCACCCCUUUUGUCAUUCAUUCUCAUUUAAUAGAGAGAAUACUUGUAUCAUUUUAAAUCUAUUUCACACUACGGAAUCUAUGAACACUCAAGCAUCUAAGGGCAACCUUGCUUGAACACAGGUGAUACAGAUUGUGCUGAGCGUGAUUGCAUUGUAGACAAGUAAAUAUAGGCCUGGUUCUAUUGUAACUGGGGUGGCCAAAAGGUAAAUUUGUGACCUGCUUUACCCCAUAUGGUGUGGAUUAAAUGCAAGCAGCUCCUUUAAUAAUAACAUUAACGUGCAGGAAAAUAUCUCAAGGAGCUUUAAUCAAUCAUUCUUUGAAAAUGUCUUUUGAAUGAGCGGAUACGGUUGUUUUGUUAAUGCAGAAUUAAGCUAAAAUCUCAAAGCAAAUCCUUCUCCCAGCGUUCCCAGCAGGAUGCUACGUUUUGCCAGACAUUGAGUCCCCAGAUUUAGAGAUACUUAAAAAUAUUUAGUAUAUUCCUCUUACAGUGCACACAAAGCUUGCCAAAGAAAAGAUUAGUCUGCCCGAAGAUUUGCUACAUGAGAGCGAAGCUUUUUCAGCAUUAUUUACAGUCUGACUAAAGAGAUUUAAUAGAAAAUGAUGCAAUAUUUGCGCAUAAAGGCCUUAUCCCAAAGCGGCUGACAAUUAUAUCUCUAAUAAAGUAUCUAGUGGGAGAAUCAUGGCUGCUCUUCAAUAUGGUAUAUUGCACCCAAUAACGUAGCAAGGUAAUUAUCAAGACCAACGUCCUCCCUUCACCAAGAAAAAUCCAUUGCUUCCAAAUGUAGAUAUUUCACUGAACUGCUCCUAAUAGCUCAGAAUAAUGGCCUUACUCAUUGACCCACUCAGAUUUAACUGGGUUUGUAGGGAGAAUGCAAACAGCUGGUAGCUGAGCAUUAGCAAGUUACAGUAGAUCGAGAUUAAGCGAGAUAAAUCGAGGUCAACGAGGUCUAACCUUGGCACUGCUGACUUUUGUGAAUGACAUGUCCCUUAAUACUCAACCUGCCUAUAUGUCUCUCCUGUUCGAGUAAGUUCAGAACGUUUCAGCUCAGAAAGCUGGGACGAUGCGUGUUUUGUUUGCCUAGAUUGCAGUAUGGCUGAGUUUGUCAGCGCGAUUAGAAGAUGAUACAUGUUUACUCAUGUAAUUACGGCUUCCUGCAAGCAGAAACCGUCUUUUAUGUAUAUAUUGUGUUGUAUAGAGAAUUCCCUCUAUAAUUGUAUUCUGUUUGUGUUUAUUACUCUGAGUCAUGCUGCCAGUUUUUAUACCGAGCUCGAGAGCUCUGUUUUCUUUUUUUCUUCUGUUUUUUUUGUUGUUGUUGUUUUUCAGCUUUUGGACUUGUUACUUACUAAAAAAGAGAUUUAAAUCUUUGUUAUGGCAAUUAAAUAAAGUGGAUGCUAAACAAUUUUGGUAAUAGGAAAUGUACUGAAAAAGAGGGCUACCAGGUUUAAUGUACCAGCUCAUGUAAUUAAACUUGUGACAAAUGUCUGUCAGGACCCGAGAAUGAGCAAUACAAAAAAUACCACCCAGAGGGGUGCGAAAAUCAAUCUAUAAAUAUAUAAAGGGUAGUAUAUACCUUUCAUUACCUUUCAGAGGCAGCAGUACAUGGAACUGUGACAUAAAAGGGUAAUCAUUUUAAUGGUUUUCUAGAGGUAGCUGUCAAUGCUUACGAUGAUAAGGAAAGAGUGGCAGAUACCAGUGGUAGACAACAGUAAUAUGAAAGGAAUAGAAGGUGCCUGGAAUAGCAUUUAUGUGAAACUAAAUGUUAAUACUGAAAGUGUAGUCGAUACGCGGAAUAGCUAUCCAGCAGACAUAGUAAAAUCAAGGUCUUGUUAUACAUUCUGUAAAAAUCUAAAUAAAUUACAUGUCUCGAGGGACAGGCACUAGGGGCAUUUUUAAUCAUAUUUAUGGUGAGGAAAGGGUUACUUAGUGCUACUAUAUAUGUUGGUGAUUGUUUUGAAUGUUCCCAUGGGAGCAGGAUACGGAGUAUUGCUAGUAUAAUAUCUACAGGUUGCUGAGAAGGAGGUAAGGCUGGUAUUAACCCUAUCUCUGCCCAACCCUAUACAACCUACAUCAUGUAGACACUUAUGACAUUUGGUAGAAAUCUCGUUUAAUUGCCAGCAGUGUUUUUACGUUUUGGGCACAGCUGGAACUGAUGAACUGCUGCUUCAGGCUCUGAAAAGGGAAAAAGAAACAAAACAUUUAUCUGAUAAUGGACGCAUUACCAACUGCAACACAAUUAGGCCAUGAUGUAAAAUGUGAGAAUUGCUCUGGGGCUGAGUGUAACGGUGUCUACCCGGUCCUCAAACCAAUCAGGAAUGAAAUAACAGUUCACGCAUUCGGAGCUUGUUCUUAAAGACACACAGGGGACGUAAAGUCAUUUCCAACUCGGAUUGUUCCACGUCUGUCCGGCAUCCACGUUCACGCAUGUUCUGGGGUCACAGGCAUGACGUGGACCAAUCCAAUCAGACAUACCAGUAUUUAAACACCUCUGGCUCCAUUUACUGAGCCCUUUCCUGAUUUUUGUUCUCAGUACGCUUAAGUGCGUCCUUUGUUACAUUGUGAUGUUUCUGGUAUUGACCUUGGAUCAGGGUUCCUGACCCUGAGUUUCUCUGUUACCCUCUUCUGACUUGUUUACCUGUUCUACUGAUACACCGUUUACCUGAUUCCAGUGAGGUCUUGUUUACGCUGUCUCUUUGUUAUCCUGACCUAGGCUGUAAUUGACUUUGUGUCCCCUUUAUUGUGCGUUAACCCCAGCCACUCUAAGGACUGGUAAUACAUCUAUUUUAGUCCAGUUUGUUACUGUUAUUGUAGACUCUGCAUGUGAGGUUAUUCCUCAUGUCUAUAAGAGAUGCCUUUGUUCACUGACCUGCCUUCAUUACUCCUUGUAGAGUACACCUGCUGAAUAACAUUGUGACUGGGCUAAUUCUGGUUAUCACGGCUGUCAAUGUAUUCAUCACCGCAUUCUGGUUCUCUCCACUCCACUCGACCCCCGAAGACCAAAACUUUCUUGUGGCCGAAGCUACCGAAAAGUGUUAACAAGUUCCAUGUUCUACAAAACCUUCUGUUAAGACGGACAUGUUCCAAACAAGUCAAAGCACAAUUAUACGGUGCACGCCGACGAGAGUUCAAGCCACUUUCUCCAAAGAGGAUUACCUUUUUUUCCUGUAGGUGUCAAAGGAACAAGCUGUCUGCAGUAAAACAAGACUUGACAUUUGCUGUGCUGUGUGUGUGUGUUUUUAUUAUUAUUAUUAUGGUGCAUUUUUUAUAUUACAAUACAG